AACGGGACUGUCACAAUGGCUCGUGUUUUAGUGGACGGUUCGCACAAAAAACAAAAAAAAAAACAAACCGUGAGCUCUCGGCGCUUUUAACGUUAUCUGGAUAAAGUCGCGUUGGCGACAUCAAAAUGUUGGAUGCUGAUUGCUUGUGCAAACAUGGAAGUCACACCUCAGAAUUUAAGUGUUCCAUAACAAAGGGAGAACAACAACAAAAAUUGUGGGGAUUUCCUGAAAUCAUAAUUGACAGCUCAAGUUAAAUGAUAACUUUUUCUGAUCAAAACAGUGGAUAGGUGGAUAAGUGGAUUAUUCUAAAAAUAUUGGUCAAUUUUGUGAUGUCAUAUUGCUGGGUGGGGGUAAAUUUAGUUUACUUGAAAAUUCGUAAGCAUCAUCUUUAAGAUAUUUGAUCUCUCUAAAAGCGAAUUCAUCCUCUCAACCAUCUUACAACACAACCGAUUUCAAUUGAAUGUAACAAGAGACUGGUGAAAAUUACCACCAUGAGGACUUUGGUAUUACAGGGGAAAAGCUGACUCACAUUUUUAAGGUAACUCAUGAGGAAGACGUUUAACUUGACCUUUUAAUGCAAGGCGACACAAUAUUUAUUUUUUUUUAAUGAAAAUUUCUUCAUUUCUAUUUAUUUAUAAUUAUGAUUUAAUUUAAUUUUUUUUUAAACUAUGUGUAUUAUCAUAACUUUAAAGUGUUAAAUUUGUAUUGCAAGUUUUUAAAUAUUAUAAUUUCAAUUAUAGUUAUUAUUAUUGUUAUUACUUUUGAGAAGAAAGUCUAAAUUCUUAAAAUAUUUUUUUUUUAAAAUAAAAAUAACUUUUAUACUUCUUGCUGUAAAACAAGGGGGAACAACCAAGGGUUUGACGUUGAAUGCAAACUUCAUCAACUUUUAAGAACGCGAGUCAUGAUUUUUGUCAAACGGACAAAUUGUCAGUGAUUAGCCGUAAACGUUUUUUAAACAUAUUUAAAAAAAAGGUUCAAAUUAUCAAGCUAUAACAGUAGAUUUAAAACCACACAAAAAUUAUUCCAAUGCUUAUUUUUUUAAAACUGAACUAAGGGUGAAUUUUGGAAGCUCGACUUCCAUCACUGUAGAGCUGAAAAGUCAAGAUUUAGUCGAACAAUUUCAUGCCAAAAAAUAUCUUGAAAAAAUUGUUUUGUUGUUUGUUGGUUUUUAUUUGACGCAUUCUACGAAAGGGUGUUUACUCAGCCCCUGUGUUAACAAUUUUAGCAACAACACCAAAAAAAUGUCCAUGCAUACCUCUGCCCACCCCUGAUUGUUAAUGGUAGAUAAUCCUUACCACGUGACACCAUGCACCCCCAACACUCAUGUCAAUGGUAGUUGAUCUUUACCACGUGACACCUUACACCCCCAACACGCAUGUCAAUGGUAGUUGAUCUUCACCACGUGACACCUUACACCCCCAAAACGCAUGUCAAUGGUAGUUGAUCUUCACCACGUGACACCUUACACCCCCAACACGCAUGUCAAUGGUAGUUGAUCUUUACCACGUGACACCAUGCACCCCCAACACUCAUGUCAAUGGUAGUUGAUCUUUACCUCGUGACACCAUGCACCCCCAACACUCAUGUCAAUGGUAGUUGAUCUUCACCUCGUGACACCAUGCACCCCCCAACACGCAUGUCAAUGGUAGUUGAUCUUUACCACGUGACACCUUACACCCCCAACACGCAUGUCAAUGGUAGUUGAUCUUCACCACGUGACACCAUGUGGCCCUUUAUUGUAGUAUUAAAAUGCUCCACUUUUGUUCACCAGCCCAUUCAAAGAACUUCGUUUGUGGAUAAAGACUUGAAAUUCCUUAUUAAAAAACAGUUUGCUUAAAUACACUAGUUGAAUGGAUUGGAAAAUAAUAUAAUGUCAACGGAAGACUGAUCAGAGGAGAUAAAGAGUAGGCUGCAUACAUGAAAAGAGUAUAUGAUGAAACUAUGUGAUAUCUGAAUAUUGCACAUGAAGCGUUGCAAUUCGGCAAAGGUGAAGGCAUACGUUGGGGUAGGAGGUGGUGCGACUCUUCUUUGUGGGAAUGGCAUUUGCGUUCCUUUUCCGCUUUACGCGACCGUCUGUUUGAUGCUGGCCCCGUAUGAUUUGUGUAGCUCUCGUCGGGUGAGGGGCGCAAACGUUUAAGGACCCCCCCCCCCCGGGCGUAACAAGACUCCAGCCACACCACGGCAUCUUCGAUUAUUGAAAUUCAAUAUUUAUUUUUGUGGGCUUUAAGUUUUUGUUUUUUUACGUUGGGGUAGGAGGUGGUGCGACUCUUCUUUGUGGGAAUGGCAUUUGCGUUCCUUUUCCGCUUUACGCGACCGUCUGUUUGAUGCUGGCCCCGUAUGAUUUGUGGAGCUCUCGUCGGGUGAGGGGCGCAAACGUUUAAGGACCCCCCCCCCCCGGGCGUAACAAGACUCCAGCCACACCACGGCAUCUUGGAUUAUCGAAUGACAAUAUUUAUUUUUGUUGGUUUUUUGUUUUUGUUUUUUUUAUCCCAAUGUAAAAGUAGUUUGCUACGAAGACACCAAGAUAUCCUAGCCGGCUAAGCCGAUGAAUGAAUACGACAAUUGAGUGGAAAAAAAAAAUUAAGCUUUAAUUUAGUUUGAGUUAGACUUCAGCUCUAAUUAAAUAUUUUAAAUGUUGAAACGAUGUUUGUUUCGUGAAUAUCAAUCGAUGUUUGAAAUUAGCUUACUAGAAAUUCAUUAGACGAUCUCGUGCCACAAGAGGCAUUACGUAUCUGGAAAUUUGAUCGAAAGAAAUGUCGUCGAAGGAAAUAAAUUGAUCGACGGAAAUUUGAUGGAACGGAAAUUUGGUCGAAUCUUUUUUUCUUUUUUUUUUUGAGUUCCCGCGUUAAAAUUUUGCGUCAAAUUUCUUUUUGAACGCACUGUAAAAAAAAAAUAAUGCAUUCAAAAAGAAAUUUGACGAAUAUUUAAUAGUUUAAACUCAAAAAAAGAUUCGACCAAAUUUCCGUUUGAUCGAAUUUCCGUCAACGAAAUUUAUUUCGAUCAAAUUUCCGGUAACUGAGACGUUAUCCAUUCUGCCCACCAGGUUCCCCCCCCCCUUUUUUUUUCAGAGCCGGCGCUAGGGGAGGGCGAAGUGGGCGACCCCGCGAGUUGCCGUUGUAUAUUUAUAAUAUACCUAAGCCUACUAAUAGUUCCUAAUCCAUUCAACACAAUAUUCGGAGUUAAUAGAUAGUCAAUGGCAUGAGGGUCAGUCUGGCUCCCAUACUAUUCCUAGUAUUUUGUUUGUCUUUUUUUUUUUUGCUUUUGUUUUGCUUGUGUCCAUUCCUAAUCCCUUCAACACAAUAUUCGGAGUUAAUAGAUAGUCAAUGGCAUGAGGGUCAGUCUGGCUCCCAUACUAUUCCUAGUAUUUUGUUUGUCUUUUUUUUUUUUGCUUGUGUUUUGCUUGUGUCCAGAUUACAAUGGCUCAUUCAGCUUCGUGUUUUCGUUAUUUGUUUUUGACAACCUUGAUAUUGGUAGCAAUGGAGCCGCGAUGAGUAAUUUAAGCCAGGGCAAUUAACUGCUAUAGGAAAAAAAAGAAAUUUCGGAAACUAAGCGAGUGAACAAAUAUCCGUCAAGGCGUUAUGACCAGCAAGGCCCCGGUACGACUAUAACUUAAGUGUCUUAAUUAUCCUGUCGGCGGAAUUUAUAACGUCAACGGCCCCGCAAAAUUCAUUUUGCCCAAAGCCUCACAUCAUCUUAGCGCCCGCCCUACCACUUUGCCGCCCCACCCCCCAAAAAAUUCAAUCCCCCCAAAAUAAAUAAUGAAUAAAUAAAUAAGAACAUUAAUUUUUGACAUUUUUAUUACCACAUAUAUGAUAAUCCUACAUUCAUAGAAAAUAAUUCCAUAAUUUACGUAUUAUCAUGAUCCCACAUUCUCAAAGGAUAAUUUUACAUUCAUAUAUGAUGAUCCAACACUCACAUAUAGCAAUCCCACAAUCACAUAUGAAGAUCCCACAUUCACAUAUAAUAAUCACACAUUUACGUAUUGUCAAGAUUCCCACAUUCUCAAAGGAUAAUCCCACAUUCUCCUAUGAUAAUCCGACUUUCAGAUAUGAUGAUCCACAUACUCAUAUGAUAUUCCCACAUUCUCACUCGCCAAUGAGAAAAGGAGUUAGCAGAGAUUUAAGUUACGAUUCAGCUUUAGCUUUCAGCCGAGACGUCAACAGCUUUGUCCCCGUCUUCCUUUGGGUUUUCCCCUUCCCCGCGUGUCGUAUGUUUGUAAGAUUACCAACACGUUCUUCAUUUGGUCAUUCCAGUCUGGCACCCAUGACCCGUGUGGAUCUCCCGGUGGAAUCGUGUACCGUUUUCAAAUUUUUAAAGUCUAUGUCAGUGUGGUAGAAAAACAAUUCCUCUACUCUGUCAGAUAUAGAUUUAUAUUUUUUUUUUUUUUUUUUUUAAAUGUUUGAAAGAAAAAAAAAAUAAAUAAAUUACCGAAAAGUUAUUGUAGCGUAAAAACCAUACUUGUAAUCGCAUCGAAGUCACAGGUUGUCGUAUUAAAGAUGACGCACUUUUAGUUCAGCUGAACGAAGCCCUCUGCAUAAAAGUUCAUCUUCCAUACAGCCACCGAUCAGUGUUUCUCCGAGGCAUUAUGAAGUUAUCCAAGCGAGGACAAUCCACGCUCGUGGAAUCUGUUUAGUGUGAAUGGAUGAAGUUCUUGGCUCGAUGAAAAGAUGGGCUCUGCCGUUUGUCGACCGCAUUUGGGUGAUUCGUUAAGGAGUGUCGCGGUAAAAAUUCUAAUAGACAGAAUAUCAAAGUGCAGAACCGACAUGACCACCCUGGUGAAUGAUAAAAAAGAAAAUUGAAUUUCAUAUAUGUAAUUUACUUUUCAAUUUAUAAUUUAAUUUAUUUAAUAAAAAGUUUGAUCUGAUGGCUUCUAAAUUAAUUUAUUAUAAUUAUUUAUAAUGACACAUUUUUUGGAUUUGUUUCCAAAGGAUAAGGUAAAUCAUUAUUAUGAUAAAAUGAGAUGCAAAAUUUAUGUUUGAAGUAAUGAAAUUUAAAAAAAAAUAUAAAUUAUUAUAAAGAUAUCCCUGGCAUGUUUUACAUUCCCAAAGUCGGCCGUCGCUCAGUCAGUGUCACUACAUUCAUGAACAGCUUUUAUCCAAUACUAAAGGUGUUAGGGAAAUUUUGUGAGCUUAAAUUUCACCACUUUCAAUCAAUGUGUACUUUGAUGUGUACGCCAAAGGAGAAUGUAAAUGAUAGUUCAAACCAAUGUUGUUGUUUUUUUUAUGAAUCUUAAAAAUAUAUAUAUUUUUUUAUUACUGAAGCAUGCUUCAUGAAUAUUUACUUAUUUGAAAUAGUUCUGCCGCCUUCGUGUUUAUCAUCUUGCUUCAAAUUCGUCUUAACGCCAUCCUAAGUACUGUUAAAUUGUUGUUUGUUUCUUUUUUUUUUUAAACGUUCAUACAUCGUAAUCAACAUACAUAAUCUCUGGAUCCCUAUUAGCACCCAUACAUUAAUACAUUCGAUGUGGUAAACUAUGUCACCUUACAAAGAUUUGUUAAAAUAAAAAUAAUAAAAUGUGAGUUACUAUUUGUGAAUUUUUUGGGUAAUUUUUACAAAGGAAAAUAUAUAUCAAAUCUUAGCCUUCGUGGUUUUACUAUUGCUUACGACAGUAUGUGCAAACAUUUUUUUUUCAAUACAUAUAAAUAUUGUUUACUUCUUACAGGAUGUUUGAUACACGCUUUGCGUGUCCCGGGCAUGUGUGUCUUGCACUGAUAUUGUAUUUGGCGCCUAGUCUUGGUGGUAAGUUCCAAAAACAGAGACACGUUUUAAACUACGUACGGCGCUGUGAUGUCCACUAUGACAAAUGAACUAUCAAGAGUAUUGACAUAUGUAACGUCCGAUAUCAGUUAUGGCAUUUGUAACGUCCUUUAUCCUGUAUGACCUAAGUUACAUCCUAUAUCAAUAAUGAACUAUGUUACGUCCUACAUCAGUUAUGACCUAAUGAAAUGUCCUACAUCAAUUAUGACCUAUGUAACGACCUAUAUAAAUUAUGACCUAUGUAACGUUGUUUAUCCAUUAUGACCUAUGUACCGUCCAUUAUCUAUUUUGACCUAAUGUAACGUCCUAUAUCAAUUAUGACGUAUGCAACAUCCUUUAUCAAUUAUGACCUAUCUAAUGUCCUUUAUCAAUUAUGACCUAUGUUACUGCCUUUAUCAAUUAUAACCUAUAUUACGCCCUUUAUCAAUUAUGACCUGCGCAACGUCCUAUACCAAUGAUCUAUGUAAAGUCAUAUAUCAAUUUUGACCUAUGAUACGUCCGAAAUAAAUUAUGACCAAUCGGAAUCGGUCUUUUCCACACCAUCUUCUUUGAGAAUAUUUUCUUAUUAAACUAAACUAACGAGCCCGCAUGUAUUGACUAGUGACCUAAAGAGAUUUUUAUACUUGACCUGUUUGCUUAGGUCUCUAGUUGGUAAAAACUUUGAAUAAAUAUAUUUGCUUAUGAUUUCGAUUACUGUUGUUGUUAUUUUGCACCCAAUUCACCUAAAUUUACACAAUAAAGAAAGCAUAUUUUAUUGUUUCGGUGUAAUCUAUUUGUAGAAUUAUGGUCAUGAAUUGUAAGCCACAAGUUCGCAAUGUGUGUGUGUGUGUGUGUCCAUUUGAUAUGUGUGACUGUCCUUGACACUGGCCUACACUGGUGUUGGUCCCCUUCUUUUUUAGUCCUAUGUCCCUCUUUAUCUCGCUGGCGAUUAGCGUAGUGUUUAGCAGUUUAGAAUUAAAGAUUCUCUACGGCAAAACACGACAAAUGCCAAGUGACACGCUUGGUUUCUGUAAUGUAUAUUUGUGAUCCACUUUUUGAUGAGUAUCAGCGAACAAAAUUGAGGAUAAGACCAUAAAGAGUCUUUAUAUAGACUUCAAUCGAAUCCAGUUACGCAUAUUGCCAGUGAUGUGCAACCAAUGCAUUUAUUAGUUUGUUUUCAAUUUUGAAAAUGUUUUUUUUCUAAUAUUUCAUUUCAUAUAAGCGACUCUUGAUGGACAUAGGAAAAAAGUUCAGGGUAAUGGGGGGGGGGGGGGGGGUUUGGGGUUUGGAAAUAAAAUGAGUAAAACAGAGUAUGGUUAAACCUGAAAAAUUAAACGCAACAAAACAGCGAACGUGUCGGCAGAAGGCCUUCGUCAGCGAACAAAACAACAGAAAAAACGUUAUAAAAAUAAGAAAUAGCACUUAGCUGGUAAGUAGUAUCUGUGGGCAGCAAUAGAAGUGUGAGAUCUAUUUGAUGUCAGUAGUACUUCUAUUGCUGCCCACAGAUACUACUUACCAGCUAAGUGCUAUUUCUUAUUUUUAUAACGUUUUUUCUGUUGUUUUGUUCGCUGACGAAAGCCUUCUGCCGACACGUUCGCUGUUUUGUUGCGUUUAAUUUUUCAGGUUUAACCAUACUCUGUUUUACUCAUUUUAUUUUGUACUAACCUGAUUCCAGUCUCUCCCCUUAUUACCCCUUGGGGUUUGGAGUUGGGUGUGUUCGGGGGUAAGUCUGUCAGUCCAUCCCCGAAGACGUAUCAAUGCCAUCAACAACUAUUGGACUCCCAACAUCUACUGUACAUUCUCUCCACUCCAAAACGAACUCCCUCAUUCAACAAAAACUCUAAUUGGCCAGAGUUCCUCCACAGUUAAAACAUUCUGUGUAUUAUACAAGAAAUAUGUAAGAUAAUAAUUGAAGGUCUGCAUUCAAGCUAAAUGAAAUGGCAUUACAAGGUAUGUUGAAGCUCGAAUUAAAAGAAUUAGAGUCUUCUUUAGCGAACAGGACAAAUGGAAAAAAAAGAAAAGAAAAAUCGAACAUUAAGAAAAACUUUAGAGAUCUCCUUUGUUCUUGACGGAAGUAGGAUUACAUGGAAUGAAAGAAAAUAAAUAUUGGUACUGUGAAUAAUGAUGUCCAGAGCCUUAACGGACCAAAAUAAUUAAGGAUAUAUACAAUCUAAAGAAUAAGAAAAAUUAGCAAUAAAGGAAAAUUGAGAAACAUUAGUAGGGGAGUAUUUGAUCCAUUCCAUAUGGGGAUAUGAUUCUGAAAAGCUGAUUAAAUUUGUUUUCCAUGUUAACUCCCUCUGGUGUGUUGGUACAGGGUAUCAGUGCCGUAAUGGUUACAUCUCAUGAACCUUUAUGUUCCUCUCUGUUGAAAUGUGAAGAGACUGGGGGAAGUUUACCUUGUUCAAUAUCCCGAAGAUGUCCCGUGAACCUGUCUGCCAACAUUCUCCAAGUUUUGCCUAAGUAACUAGAUUGGCAUCUACGGCAAUCAAUCGCAUAUAUCAAAUUAUUUCUAAUGCAUGUGAAACCUUCUUUGAUAGUAAAGGUACUUUACUGACCACUCCUGCAAUUCCCCUGGUGUCAGGCUGCUUCAUCAACAUGAUGUUCACUUGAGUUUUCCAGCGACUUUGAAAGGGGCGAUUUUCUAUGUUAAGAACAAGCUCAUAAUCGUGAAGAAAAAAAAAAAAAUAAUCCCAGGCCUUGUAGACUUCGUCGGCGCCAUCGUUUAUUUUGUUACACAACUUACUACUUUCUAACGCAAAUUAAUACUUUAUUAUACAACAUAUAACUUUUUUACACAACUUACAAUUUUUUAAAAUAAAAUUAAAACUUUAUUAAACAAGUUACUAAUUACUCUAACUACUACUUUCUUAUACAAAUUACUACGUUCUUACUCAUAUUCCUACUUUAUUACAUAACUGACUACUUUCUUUUACAACUGACUACUUUCUUACUCAACUUACUAAAUUAUUAAUAAAAUUAAAACGCUAUUAACAAAUUUCUAUUUUCUUACUCAAGUUACUACUUUCUUAACAAAAAAAACACAAAAAAACUACUUUCUUAUACAUUUUAAUUCCUUCUAUAACAAAACUUAUAAAAUAAGGCAUUUCGUAUGCACCUCUCACUUUCUUAGUUCCCGUGACGGUACUUUAUGAUAUAAUCAAGUUCAUUCUUUCCCCACAGAGCUGUACUGCCCUCCGGCCAUCCCAGGGGAAGACUACGUGGCCACUGCUGAACUGUCCUACGAAUCACUGCAUGGGUGCCUGCCGCUGACAUUCACUCUGAAGAGCACUAGCAGCGGUACAAUCGUCACCUGUGAUCUCAGCAACAACAAGUGUACAUGGGAGGGCAAAUACCAUUUGGAUAGUGUUAUCAGUUUUGAAGUAAAUGAAAAGUCUGAAUAGUUGUAAUUUAAUUUUUUAAAUAUACAUUGUAACUCUUUGCUUUGUGUGUUUAUGUGUGUGAUGUGGGAGACACAGUGAUGAUAGUUAUCAAAAUGUAUAUAUUAGAGCUAAUGUGGCCGUCUUUUCUGCGCAAAAUUAAAUUUCAAGUCCAGCUUUACACGCUUGGCGUUUUAUUCACACAAUAAAUAAGGCUUAAAACAAAACAAAAAAACAAAAAAUGAGUAAAACAAAGUAGGGUUAACCCGGAAAAAAAGUAACGCAACAAAAAAAUAAUAAUUAUAAAACAAUACUAUUAUAAGACAAAGCACGGGGUAUGCAUCCUCAAAAUGUUUAUGGUAUUUCAUUUCUUAAAAGCUCAUUGGUGAAAUGUAUAAUAUGCGUCCACCUUCUUCAAUAUGUCGGCCCUCGUCAUCUCAACUCAAUUUCAUGAAAACUAUUUCCGCAAAUUAAAAAAAGGUACUAACUUCAUUCCUUUCUUAGGUAUUCGACUGCUAAGUCCUUGUUGGGGCAGUGCCCCCCCCUGGGGGAAAGCCAAGUGCCCCCCCCCCGGAGCAAAAAUAUGUCCGACGAUAAAUCAACUGGGACUGCUGGCACUGCCCCCCACCCCCGAAAAUCUGAAGUGCCCCCCCUGGGGAAAUUUUCUGAAAGAAACACUGUAUUCAAUCUAGUUUAUCCUUAUUUAGUCUCCUUUGAGUGUAUGAUCUAUUAGAUUUUGAUUUUAAAAAUUGAAUCUGAUAUGCCCAUUAUGUUUAUCCAUAUGUCAGUCAACAUAUCAGGGUUGCCAUCAAUGUUCCCUUUCAGCUACGCAGCCGCGCGGCAAUAUCACUGACGCCGCGCAGCAGUUUUGAGUACCGCGCAGCUAAUAAGUGUCUUUAGGCUGAAAAUUUUGCGCACAAAAAAAUUGAUGCUGUAAAAAUUUGCACACAACCUUAUGAUUUUGCCCACGAACCAACAAACCUUAGAGGGAACAUUGAUUGCCAGCCGUCCGGAAAUUUACGGAAAGUCCUUAAAACGUGACCGAAAAAAGGGCUGGUCCGUAAACACACAAAAAUGAGACGUAUACAAAAACGGGACGNUUUUUUUUUUUUUUUGGUUUUUUUUUUUUUUUUUUUUUUUUUUUUGCUUGCUUUUAACAGUUUUACCUAUAUUUAGAGAAAACUGGUGAGAAUGCCAUACAAUUAGCUAAUGUUAAAAAUUUUGCCCAUGAAUCAUCAUAGUGUUAAAAGUGUAGCCCUAUUUGAUAUUUGACAUGUUACAUAAAAACAUAAUUAUAGUCACGCGCAAAUUAAGUAUUAAGUUUCAUAAUUCAACAAGUGAAUUUUAACUCGUCGGCAACAGUUAGCCUAUGCGUGAAAUGUGUCAAGGUUCAGAUUGUUUCUCAGGAAAAUUUCAGAUGCAAGAUUUGAUGUUAGUUUUGAUUUGUGGGUGUCGACAAGUGCAAGAUUUGAUGUAAGUUUUGUUGUGUGAUGUCGAAAAGUGCAAGAUUUGAUGUUAGUUUUGAUGUGUGAGUAUCAAGAAGUGCAAGAUUUGAUGUUAGUUUUGAUUUGUGGGUGUCGACAAGUGCAAGAUUCGAUGUAAGUUUUGAUGUGUGGGUGUCGAGAAGUGCAAGAUUCGAUGUUAGUUUUGAUGUGUGAGUGUCGAGAAGUGCAAUAUUUGAUGUAAGUUUGAUGUGCGAGUGUCGAGAAGUGCAAGAUUUGAUGUAAGUUUUGAUGUGUGAGUGUCGAGAAGUGCAAGAUUUGAGGUUAUUUUUGAUGUGUGAGUGUCGACAAGUGCAAGAUUUGAUGUAAGUUUUGAUAGCCAGAUGUCCGCACGUGCAACAUGUGGUGAAAUCAUAGAAAUUAAAAUAGCAUCACUUUAUUUUUUAGUCGUUUCUUUUUAAGUCUAAACAAAUCUUGAUCCGUAAUCUCGAAUAGCAUCUUUUGUUGACAAUUCUCGAAUAGACGAGUGUUCUUUGUAACUCUUGUUCGGGGAGAUGGUUAAACACCUUUUGCUAAAAUAAUUGAUGUUUUGUGAUGAACUUGAAAUUUUGACCACCCACCCCCCAAACCUUUUUUUUUUUUUCUUUUUUUUACUUUUUUUUUUUCAAAAACCCACAAGUUUCAAACUUUGAAAUUCCUUUUUACUAAUUUAGAAAUAGAAUUCAAUUAAAUUUUUUAAAAAUUUUUUUUUUUAAUUUAUUUUUUUUUUUUUCUUUUUUUUACUUUUUUUUUUUCAAAGACCCACAAGUUUCAAACUGUGAAAUUCCAUCUUCCUAAUUUAGAAAUCGAAUUCAAUUACAUUUUUUAAAAAUUCUUCUUAUUAAUUGUUGAUUUCCAUUUAAAGAUAGAAAUCUCAACAUUUUUUACACUACCCUUUAAGCUAUGAGUAAUGGCCAUAGAUUUUUUUUUUUUUAAAUAUUUAUAUCCCAGAAAUGUUUCAGCGUUAAGUUUACUUCAAGAUGUUUACCCCUGGCACAAAAAAAAUAAUUGAAAAAAUAAAGGUUUUAUUAUAUAUUAUAUUUUAUUAGUUCCAACAAAUUUGAGACCCCCCUUAUUUGGUUUUAUUCCAUCGUUUCUAAAUGUAGACAACCCUUCUAGGAAAUGGAAAUGGAUUCCAGAUUACUGCUAAUGUGCCUUCGGCUAAUUUCUCUAUGUUCCUCGGCCAAACUCUACACUUAGAAUGGGGUCUGUGUGAUGGCGAGUCAACAUCAGACUCAUGUAGCCUCGAAAUUGGAGGUUAGUAAACGAAGUCCUCUUUGACAAAGACGAGUGUUAGAAAGACUGAUAGUUCAGUUAUAACGUAGUACAGUAAGGUAGUACUGUAAGUUAGUACAAUAGGGUAGUACAGUAAGGUAGUACAGUUACCUGGAAGAAAAAAAAUUUUAAACGUCAUAAAACAUUUUUUUUUCAAUGACUGGCAUAUGACGAAGACGCGUAGAUGACAGAAGCAAGCCCUGACCUCAUAACUGACGUCAGGGAUCAUUUGUAAGUUUGCUGUCAGUGUAGUCGCCAAAGACCCUAACAGUGUUGGACAAGGGGCAUCUCAGAUUCACCAACUUUUAUUGAUGCGGUAGCAAACUUCCGAACAUUGGCAACGGCGCCACAUAUCAUAGCCUCUGUCUUAUCGUCAUUUAAUUUAAAUCUGUUUAAUGCGAUCCAUGAUUUUUACCACAAGACAGCAGUCCUCAACAGCCAGAACAGCAGCAGCACAGUCCAUAGGAUCAGGCCGGAAACACUUCUACAGCUCUGUGUUAUCCGCAAAUAUUAUGGAACAUCGUGAGCGAAUACUUCGAACAUAAAAAAACAGAUCGUUAAAGUGUAAACACUGCAAAAAAACUAUCACGACGUUCAUGCAAAUGGUUUGAUUAUUGCGUUGCAAAGGAAAAAAAAGUCAGUGUCAUUCCAUCAUUCCAUUGAAAAGAUCAUAGCUCAACAGUCUGUGGGGGAGAGGGGUGGGAAGAGAUUAAAGCUAUGAGAGGAAAGGACCUAAACAAAAUCUAGGUAUACUUGGAAAAAAAAAGGAUACAAUAAAACGAGGAACGUAUCGGCAAGUAGCCUUCUUCAAAGGACAAACGACAUUAAAAAUAAAAUACAAUUUUUUUUUUUAAACUUUAGUAUCAACAGGACAACAAGAGGAAUGUGACAGAACAUAAGAAAAGAUUAAAUGCUGGCAAAAUUUGACGGAAAGGGGGGAGAAGUAAGUCCUCUGCGAUUGGUCGUAACGAAGAAGAGACGGAGAAAGGGUUUAACAUAGUAAUAGUAUAUAUAGCUGGGAAACAUUUUUAACGUAGGAGUUGAUGCUGAAGCCGUGACAUUUUUAUUUUAUUGAGAUAUUAUUUGACAAAUGUUAACUUUUGCAGGUCCUACGGACGAGUGUGCGCUUGUUAAGCCAUGUCUCCAUACCAGCGAUUGUAUUGACGAAAAAGUUGGCUACGAUUGUAGAUGUGCAUCAGGAUAUUCUGGCCUUAACUGUUCAGUGGGUAAGACGAUUCUCUUUACAAUGUUUUAAGCCUUAGAUAAAAGGGUUCACUAACCAAACACGGUUUACAGCGUAUUCUGAUGACAGUCGUUUCUUCUGAUAAUCCCUCUUAUUGCUUCUAACACAGAGUUCAAACCGUUUGAUUUAAACUGAAAAAAAAAACUCUUCGAACAGGGGAUGACGAACUCGCGUGCAACGUGACGUCAAUCACACUUCAGCCCAGCCAACCCGAGGACGCCUGUUUCGAAGAUUCCUACAUUCAAUGUUGGGUGGCGGCACAGUCCUCCUACGCCCCAGUGAACCUCUCCGUCGAUUAUGACAAGGCAUACGAAAAGGGUUACGACGUGAGCGUGGAAGUCACUUACGACAUUCUGACGCUUCGUGUCUGCUUAACUCAGGACUCUGCGCCAGGGAGUUACAACGUGAGUAUAGUUUUGUUACGAUUAUCUUUCUAUCCACGUGACUUGUGUUGUUACGAUUAUCUUUCUAUCCACGUGACUUGUGUUGUUACGAUUAUCAUUCUAUCCACGUGACUUGUGUUGUUACGAUUAUCAUUCUAUCCACGUGACUUGUGUUGUUACGAUUAUCUUUCUAUCCACGUGACUUGUGUUGUUACGAUUAUCAUUCUAUCCACGUGACUUGUGUUGUUACGAUUAUCUUUCUAUCCACGUGACUUGUGUUGUUACGAUUAUCAUUCUAUCCAUGUGAGUUGUGUUGUUACCAUUAUCAUUCUAUCCACGUGAAUUGUGUUGUUACGAUUAUCAUUCUAUCCAUGUGAGUUGUGUUGUUACCAUUAUCAUUCUAUCCAUGUGAGUUAUGUUGUUACCAUUAUCAUUCUAUCCAUGUGAGUUGUGUUGUUACCAUUAUCAUUCUAUCCAUGUGAGUUGUGUUGUUACCAUUAUCAAUCUAUCCAUGUGAAUUGCGUUGUUACCAUUAUCAUUCUAUCCAUGUGAGUUGUGUUGUUACCAUUAUCAUUCUAUCCACGUGAAUUGUGUUGUUACGAUUAUCAUUCUAUCCAUGUGAGUUGUGUUGUUACUAUUAUCAUUCUAUCCAUGUGAGUUGUGUUGUUACUAUUAUCAUUCUAUCCAUGUGAGUUGUGUUGUUACCAUUAUCAAUCUAUCCAUGUGAAUUGUGUUGUUACCAUUAUCAUUCUAUCCAUGUGAGUUGUGUUGUUACCAUUAUCAUUCCAUCCACGUGAAUUGUGUUGUUACGAUUAUCAUUCUAUCCACGUGAGUUGUGUUGUUACCAUUAUCAUUCUAUCCACGUGAGUUGUGUUGUUACGAUUAUCAUUCUAUCCAUGUGAGUUGUGUUGUUACUAUUAUCAUUCUAUCCAUGUGAGUUGUGUUGUUACCAUUAUCAAUCUAUCCAUGUGAAUUGUGUUGUUACCAUUAUCAUUCUAUCCAUGUGAGUUGUGUUGUUACCAUUAUCAUUCCAUCCACGUGAAUUGUGUUGUUACGAUUAUCAUUCUAUCCACGUGAGUUGUGUUGUUACCAUUAUCAUUCUAUCCAUGUGAGUUAUGUUGUUACCAUUAUCAUUCUAUCCAUGUGAGUUGUGUUGUUACCAUUAUCCUUCUAUCCAUGUGAGUUGUGUUGUUACCAUUAUCAUUCUAUCCAUGUGAGUUGUGUUGUUACCAUUAUCAAUCUAUCCAUGUGAAUUGUGUUGUUACCAUUAUCAUUCUAUCCAUGUCAGUUGUGUUGUUACCAUUAUCAUUCUAUCCGUGUGAGUUGUGUUGUUACGAUUAUCAUUCUAUCCAUGUGAGUUGUGUUGUUACCAUUAUCAUUCUAUCCAUGUGAGUUGUGUUGUUACGAUUAUCAUUCUAUCCAUGUGAGUAAGGAAAUAAAGAAAUACAAACCACCGGGAUAUUAACUAUAUAUUUUUUUUUUUUUUUUUUUUUUUUUUUUUUUUUUUUACUUUUGUAUCAUUGCUACACCAUGAAACGCAGAUUCCAUGUCCAUUGGAAUCAAUAAAUAGUCUAGAUAUUAAUAUUAUUUAAAUCAUGAAUUCAAAUUAGUUCGAAUAUAUUGAUUGUAAAAAUAAAAUUAGAUACGAUUCACAUAAAGUUUGUCUUUCAGAGACUGAUGUAAUGACUUUUAGUAUCAGUGGCGUUGAAUUCUCCGAUUCAAAAGAAAACAUUCGUCAAUGUUGCGAACAGUGUUAAACAUCUUCCUUUAACAUUGACUUAAAAUAUGGGUUGACAAAAUGAUGGCGCGAGAUUAUGUCUACGAUUCAACUAGAUUUUACAUAGAUGAUGUUGAGCCCUUAAAGUGGCGCCUUUAUAUUCAAUAUUUAAUAAUGUUCCCUCUAAAUGAAUCACUAUGGUUACAACUAAUGUAAGGAUAGUCUAGGUUAUUGGAAAUCAUAGUAUUAGCUUAUGAAAAAAAAAUGAAGACGUCACGUAAUAUUUGUAGGCAGCGUACCAACAAACCACUCGUCCACAUUAAGAUCAUGUUUCUUGUCCACCCAGAAUAGUGAGGUCUAAUUUAAAGAGGUCAGACCCAACUAAGCUUCCUUGGCAGAGGCGUAUCGUGGUGGGGGCGGGGGGGGGCAGAUGUCCCCGGGCGCCAGCUAGUUAGGGGCGCCAAAAUGUGCUUUGAUAUUAUUUUAUUGAUGAAAAUAAUGAGUUUGAGAGUUGAAAAAAAGAAAAAGGGGCGCUAAAAAUGGAUCUUGUCCCAGGGCGCGAAUCUUGUCCCCGGGCGCCAAACUCCCUCGCUACGCCACUGUUCCUUGGUUAAAAAGGUGACAAUAAUUUAUGUCAAUUAAUGUCAAAUGGAAUUGAAGCUUAUUCAGAAAUGUUUUUCAUUUUUUUUUUUUUUUUUUUAAUUUACACUCUGCGUCUUGGUAUAAAAUCAGAUAAUAAAUAAAUCCAGCUGUAUUUUUUUUUCUUUGUUGAAUUUUUGAAACUUUAUAAGCUCAAUGUGCAUCAAAAGUUUUAUGGAUUAUUGUGUCGUAAGGGCCAUAUGUAGAAGGUCCGUAUUUUCUUGACACGCUUGUUGUUCAAUUGAUUUAAUACUGUCACGUUGAUGCGGCCUGUUAUAAUAGAGCUAGUUUGAUGGUAAACAUUUAAAUCAUUUCACUGUCAAACUUAGAAGAUAUUCCUAAUGAUUUUAAGGUAAUAGUGAGCCUGUCCGUUGUACAAUAUAAUUUUCUUUCAAUUUAGCUGACUUACAACAUCAGCACCGAUGGCCGUGAUCAAGAAUUUCCGGUGACCUUGUCGGGUGAAAUUCUUCCUUACAGCAACACAGCACCGAAAUUUGUGUCUGCUGAUGACAGCGGGUCGUACCUCAUCAACGUGACGGAAUCUGUGACCAUCGGCGCCAAGGUUUUAUGUGUCAACAGGUCACGGACGGAACGUGCCGGGUGCUUAGGUCAACCUAGCUGCGUGAUGGUCGUUGACCCAGAUGACAACAAGAACUUUGGCGUCCAGUCUCUUGGAGUAGGCGUCAUUGACUGUAAGUUGUGGACGUGGACAUCCAUUACACCUGAUCAUCAACCCCCUUUUUAACUACAUAUACAAUAAUGGCCACAUAGGGGCCGAAUAAUUUAAAUGAUGAUAAUCUUAUUCCAAAUUUAACUUUACCAAAUGAUGUCUGACAUUGAAGGCUUCGAUCACCAGGCCGCCAAACUGACUGUUUGUGAAAGUAAGAAACAAACAACUAAAAAAAAAAAAUACAUUUGUCUAGGUACAGGUCUUUAUGUUGAAUUCUUUUUAAAAAGACUAUGAAAAAUGUUUAUUUAAUUUAUUUUUAAAUAGCUUCAAUUUCUAUUUAACUAUUAAAGUUAAUCAAAAAAAUAUUAUUUUGUUUAAAUCAAAUGUAUCAAUAGAUUAUAAUGCACGUGAUAGAAAUCUGAAGUCGUUACGUAAAUGUUUAGAUGUAUUUUGAUAGGUUCAAAUUUUUUUUCUUAUCCCAGACGGUACAGACUCUGAUGUUCUAAACUUCACUACAGAAAAUACAGAAAAAUCUCUGGGAUGUUUGUAUGUGCAAAAGAAACUGAUUCCAGCUAAAACCUUUUGGAUUGACUUAACUGUAAGUGUCAGGAUUGAACCCCCCCCUCGCCCUCCCACCCACCUCCACCACCCCCACACCCCCACCCCCCCCCCCCCCAGGGAUGUUUGUAUGUGCAAAAGAAACUGAUUCCAGCUAAAACCUUUUGGAUUGACUUAACUGUAAGUGUCAGGAUUGAACCCCCCCCGCCCUCUCCACACCACCACCACCACCCCCACACACGCACUCCCCCCUCUCCACACCACAGCACCACCACCCCACACACACGCACUUUUCCCCCCACAUGAAAUGAGUCUAUUCCAUUGUAUAAACAUAACGAAAGUCCAGAAAGUAAAUAAUUCUAUUAGUGAACUGCAUGCGCUGUCUGCCUUUUUUUCCCGAGUUAUUCUUUGUUCUUCGAGCUCCUGGUUGAUAUAUAAGUAUAUUUCCAUUCGCUGUAGGCAGCCCGCAAGCAUCACGUGAUGCCUUCAUUUAUCCAUGUUUCAGGUUCAAGAUGGAGGAAUGGAGGCUGCGAAAGCAAGAUUUUAUUUUUAUAUUCUUGAUGCUAACGAGCCCCCGAUGUGUGAAGCCAACAGUAUAGAGUUAGGAGCACUAAGCGCGUUCACUGAUAGUCAGGACCUGGUGGCUAUAAACUGCACGGAUCCAGAUACAGAAGAUGAAUUCAGACAAAUAAAGUUUGCUGUGACGAAAUAUGCAGGUUUGCUGUUUGUUCUUUUCUUUUUCGCUCCCCCCCCCCCCAUUCUAAAACGUAGAUAAAAUUAUGUUCACUUAAGUUUUCUGAAAUGGCUACUUAACCAUUUUGUCAAAGAGAUUUGUUUUUGAUUUAUUUCAAAGUAUCUUUUAACCUAAUUCUAAUCCAAUGGUUCUCGAAGGCCUUUCCUGGGCACAGAAGUGUGUUAAGACAUUAUACAGAUGUGUCGCGAAACUUCGAUGUCUGUGUGAUAUUGCAAGUCAAAAGGAAUAAUAAUGAAAAUAAAAGUAUUUUUACGACAGUCUUCUGUGUAAAAUUACAUUGUAUGAUAGUGUGCCUUGAACAAAAAAAGUUUGAGAACCACAUUUCUAAUCUACUCCCUCCCCACCCCCCACCCCCCACCCCGAUCCAGAACAAUUAUUCAGUACAAUAAUUGUAUGGUCAGAACCAAGAAACUCUGACGCAAUGAUUUUAUUAUUACCUUACUUAUUUCAAAGUAAACCUGGACUUAAAAGGAUUUUUUUUUAGGGCUUUGCACAAAUUUGUGACCUCACCCAGUAUACUUUUUAGAGCAACCUACUUAAGUAUUAUAUUAUUUCUGUAAUCCACUCAAACGAGUUGUACCUCAGCAAAACUCAUAGUUGGACUAAAUUUGGCAAUGACCGUUUUUUUUUAAAUUUUAUAUGACGUUAUCUGCACCAUAUGCAAUCUCUUGUCCAGAUAUUUUCCGCGUCUCAAGCUCAGGCGUGUUACAAGUCUACAGCCCCUUCAAGACAUGGGAAGCCGGUUACUACUCAUUCAACAUCACGGCCACAGGAUACUCUAGCCAGGAAGAUGCAAGAUUUACUUCCGUUAUCACAGUAACCUUUGCAAUUACAAGUAAUUAUUGUACAACACUUCUUUAUUUUUAACUGCUAUCUGGUGUCGAUCUUAAAACGUAACUUGUUUAAUAAAUACACUAUUUAGGCAGAUGUGAAAGUCUUCAUCUUGGCCACUCAUGGAGACCUAUGAUGGCGACAUUGCGAUAUUAACAUGAAAUUUGGGCUAUUGUAACGGACAUAAGAAAUAAUACACAAAUAAAAACAAGUAUCACAUCUCAAUAUCUAAAGAAGGCCAAGAUUCGACAAAAAAAAAAAAAAAAACUUUUAGACGUCUUCAAAAAAAGUUAUAUUUAACGGAGUAAUAAUUUAAAAAAUAAUAAUUAAUAAGAGAAAAAAUUUCAACGAUGUUAUUUCCGCNAAAUUUGGGCUAUUGUAACGGACAUAAAAAAUAAUACACAAAAAAAAACAAGUAUCACAUCUAAAUAUCUAAAGAAGGCCAAGAUUCGACAAAAAAAAAAAAAAAAACUUUUAGACGACUUCAACAAAAGUUAUAUUUGACGGAGUAAUAAUUUAAAAAAUAAUAAUUAAUAAGAGUAAUAAUUUCAACGAUGUUAUUUCCGCCUCACAUAAAAUUCCUUUCUAAUCAAAUGGAUGCUAGUGUUACAUGGUUUAGUUUUAUGAAUAGUGUAACUAAUUGGCUUCGGUAAAAGAAGACUUCUUCGUGAGAAAACCGGAACAGCGACAUGCUUCAUUGAACAAUUCGUUGAAAAAGGGUUGAACAAUUUUAUUGUUUUGAAUUUUUUUUUUUUUUAAAAAGAUAUAUAUUUAAAUAAUGUAUCAAAUGACCAAAGGUUUUGGAAUCCCGUUAUAUAUUAAAUGAUAGCUAUUAUCUGCCGUAGUAGCAGGAAACAUCUGCAAUAUCCAUUUCUAUACAAAUUGCGCAAGGCUAUCAAAAGAUUUAAAUUGAUAUAGUAUGACAGGGGGAUUUAAAAUUAUAUAGUAUGAGCACCGCACUGAAUUCCACAGGUCCACGAUAUUACAAAAUACACCCCCCCCCUAUACAAAAAUACCAUUUACCCCAAACCCUUACACUAAAUUCACAAAUCCUAACACCAUUUCCAUGUGCCCAAUCCCACAAAAAAACACAUACACUUUUGCCAUAUAUCUAUCACACACAUGGCACUUUUUUUUUUGUGUGCUUUUUUUUUUAAAAAGGAAUAAAUGUUGCUUUCUUUUAGUUCCAGGACCAAACUGUAGCCUGUCGUCAGCUAAUCCCUGGCCAAUGAGCUGGCGACCUAAUUUCACUGAAAUUAAUUUGACACUUUCUUGCGACACAAGAGAUGUGGGGCGACUGCUAAUUAAUUCUGUCGAUAUUGUGGAAUACUAUUCGACAUUUGAAGCUAAUAUAUUUAGCGUGACAUUCCAAACGAAAAACCAAAGCUCGGCGACCGUCACCCUUAAAUUGGUGACAUAUGAAGCGGGGUAUUACAUUGUGAGUACAUACAAUGUAGGGCUUUUAAAAAAGGUCUGCUUUUUUUUAUACUUUUGUUGGUAUGGCUUUUUUGUUCUUUUUUUUUUUUUUUUUUUUUUUUUUUUUUUUUUUUUUUUUUUUUUUUUUUUUUUUUUUCCAUUUUAGUGGUUUUUUUUUUUAUUUUUCCUGUUUUUUUUUGUUUUUUGUUUUCCCUUUUUCUUUAUAAUUUUUUCUUUUUUUUUAUUUUUAAAAUGUUUUUUUUUUUUUUUUUUUUUUUUUUGUUUGGUUUUUUUUUUUUUUUUUUUUUUUUUUUUUUUUUUUUGUCUGUCUUUUUCUUAUUUCCAUGUGCUUAUCUCCAAUUCAGAGGUGUUAUUUUACAAUUUCCAGGUGUAUUUUAGAGUUUAGUUUACCCAUUACGUCUAAGACUUUGACUGAUUUUUCAGGCCACGGUGAACGCCACCCUUGGGGGUGAGUGGUCCGUGACAACGAUGAGGAUUCCAGUCUUCAAUCCUCCUAGCAUAACAACACCAGACGACAUAGUAAGGAUACUUAGUACUGUGAGUGUGGGGUCGGAAAUACUGACCAUUCGUGCAACUUCGGACACCGAAGGAUCAUCCCUGACCUAUUCAAUAAUAGGUAAUUGGAUUCAUUGAAAAGAAUCACCUUUAGUGCACGCCAUCUUCUUUGUUUUGAAUUACCUCGAAAAUGACGAUUAACAUUGUUUCAUGUCUAAAUAAGAACUGAAGUCAAUUUAAAACUUAAGUCAUUACAAUAACUUAAGUCAAUAUUACAAAUCAAGUCCACAUAAGAACUUAAGUCAAUAUCACAACCAAUUCAAUAUAAGAACUUAAAUCAAUACUACAACUCCAGUCAAUAUAAGAGUGUAAGUCAAUAUUAGAAUUUAGUCAUUUUAAAAACUUGAGUCAAUAUAAGAACUUACAAACAAUAUAAGAACUCAAGUCAAUAUAAGAACUUGAGCCAAUAUAAGAACUCAAGUCAAUAUCAUAGCUCAAGUCAAUAUAAGCACUUAAAUCAAUAUAAGAACUUACUCAAAUUUAAGAACUUAAGCCAAUGAGCACGACAGUGAAAUAUCCUUUGGAGAAGUAUGGCGCCCAAGUUUGGUAGCUGUUGAAGUUAAGAUUUUUGUUUUUCACAUUUGGUUUGUGUAGUAUAAUACUGACGCUUUCUUUCUUCAAUGUCAUGAAUCCCUCCAUGGUGCAUGUUAAUCUUUGUAUGUCACAGACGGCAACAGUCAAGACGUUUUCUCUAUAAACGCCACCGAGGGCACAGUUUAUUUGAUGAAAGAUAUUUUGACGGAUGCUGAUAUCAUUUACAGAUUAACUUUUGAGGUAGGUAUAUUUUGCACAAAGCCAUUGUUAUUAGCUUCAGUCCCAAAAAUACAAGACCAAUUAAAUUGAAAACAAUCAAAUGUUGUUCAGCACCAAAGCAUGGACUUCCUUCUUCCAUAUUUUGAGUGCCCACGAUCAAUGUAUUGAUCAUUAUGGGCGGAAGAAUUAGAUAUUACUAGCACAUAUUGGUGAAAUAUGACAUGUGUGCCUCCUAGACUAUCUUGGUAUUACGACAUUGUGUCGUAGGCGCAAGGAUUAUCAAUACAUUGAUCGUGGGCCCUCAAAAUAUAAAAGAAGAAGAAGUGUCUUAUCAAUUAUCUUUUUAUUUGUCACAUAUCAAUUAAAUUAGCAAUGUCAUAUGCAUCUUUGGUUGGGACGUGACGCAUAUUAACCUAAUAUUCAAUUUGUUUUCCUCUCAUUUACUCAUCAUUAAUUUAUAUUAUCAAUGGCGUCUCAUUGUCUCAAGGUUAAAGACUCUGCCAGUAACUUGACGUCAGAAAAAGUCGUGGAGAUUCAAAUCAUCCCAGUACUCGAAUCUGCAGAGUGUGUAGUUCUUAGAAGUAAUGUUUCUGUUUAUAGAUCUGAUGAUAUCAAUACAGUUGGUUAUGUUGUUUGCCGUUUGCCACAUUCUGACAGUGCAGACUACAGCUAUAGUACAGGUAAGAUUCUACGAGACUCGGAUGUAUAUUUGCCUACUGAAGUUGGCUGAAGAAGGCUUUAUGUCGAAACGUCCUUAUCUUUUUGUCCUGUUCUCUAAUUCGAGCUUCCACAUACCUCGUUUUGGUAUUUCAUAUAUUUGCCUUAAUUGUAUAAAAGUUUGAUCUUAAGCAAAGAAAGGAAAGAAAAAAAAGAAAAACUAUACACACAAAAUGUCUGACUAAUGAGAGACUAGUGAGAAAUUUCAGAAUGUUAUUCAUGGUGCUAAUUGAAUUGUGUGAGGCUGACUCUGAUGGAGAGAGAAUAUAAUAAACAAGAAAUUGAUCGUAAACUCCCAGAUGUAUGUUUUUGAAAUGUUGACUUUAAUGGUUAGAAUAUCCGAAUUUGUUGUCAUAAACCUAUUUAUUUUCAGGAUAUAGCUGGGGCCUGAGUGUAUCAGACAGGGGUGUCCUAUAUGUUUCUGGCUCACCAACAAAUUCUGUUUAUUCCUGGGAUGCAGAAGUAAUCGUAUCAGAUAACGUUAAUAUGAGAGAGAUCACCAUCAAGUUCAAGUAUUAUAUUGACUUUAGUGAGUAUCAAGUAGCAUCACAUACGUUAUGUCUUAAAAUGUUGGUUUUUAUUCCUGUUGUCAUCUUUAGUUCGUCCUUCGCACGCGAAGAUGACCAAGGCAAUUUUCGACUCGAUAAGUAUCCUUGACCUGAUCUGUAUUUUGUUUAGAAUGAGGAAGAGUUGCUAACUUUGUCAGCCUCACUCUCUCGUCCUUGUCUAUUCGAUCCAAUGGCAAGACUUAGACAAGACAACUGGAUAUAGACCAGGAUGCAGUUGAUGACAAGCGGUGCGUCUUGUGUGUCUCACUGUGCGCAUGCGCUGUACUACGCAGGAUUUUCAGAAUGUGCUGAAUCUGAAAGGAGUUGCCAUCCAAGGUUAACGAGUCCCAUCCACCUGGACAUCUGGGAUAUUUGUUGCUUUUGCUGCGGAUUGAUUCGAGUUCACUAGCUAGGGAUUCACUCAAUAUAGACCGCUCGGCUACUCAGAAUCCCAUUGCUUUUAAUUUUCAAUAGGGUGGGACACGGGAGAAGCCAUCUUUCAGAUGAUAAGUUACAAUAAUAAUACUGCGCAUCAGCUUGCGUAUGGAAGAUAUAUCUUUGUGUUUGGGAGAUAUGUUUUUAAGGAUCUAUGAUUGCCCCCCCCCCAAUCCCACACACACACACAAAUAUUCUUUUAUGCAUACAAAAAAUUCCAACACAUAGAAAUCCCCACAAAUAAUAUUCUCCAUGCGGAAGGUCCCCUUCUGAGAUAAAUCGAAAAAUGGAAUAUUUCUCGCCUUGUGUGUGUGUGUGGGUGGGGGGGGGGGAUUUUGUUGCAAGUGCAUAAGGGUGUUUAAAACUCAAAAGAAAUUAUCUUGGGUAGCCAGACGUUAAUAAAUUCAAUUUUGUAAUAUUAAAAUGGGAUACAGUAAGCAGUUAACAUUUGGAAUGUUACUAAAUUUUUAUAUUUUAAUGUUACAUUUUCACCAGAAGAAAACUAUAAUCUUUUUCUCUCAGACUCUCUAACAAUCACUCUCAAUAAGUUUAGCUAAAUGCCACGUUUUACUGGAUUCAUUAUAGUAAACAUUGAACAGGUUAGGGAUCAUGAUUACAAGUCGCUGUUAAUGGAUAUGAGGCGAGAGGCGAAGGUGGUGACCUCUGGCCGAUGAUUCUUGCUAUGCAGCCCUCAGAAGCUGCUCCGAGGCAACCGUUUCGUGCCGGCUACUUCGCAAAUUAGUUGCGUUGUGGAAACCCACUGUGGAAUCCCUCUUAAAGGGCGUCUAACGCUUCCCCGGGAUGGGUGGGGAAAGAUUUUAGGACGUAAAUGUACAAUCCCAACUCCUGAGAAAGUCGAUCAUCCUGUGCGCUGUGUGCUAGCACAGUGUUGGACCCAUCGGGUAUCUUUGGGUUGGGGCGGCCCCCAGCGGAACCCGAUCGAGCGGAGUCGGGUGGGUGCUCUCCUGGUAAAGAGACAUCCCCAACGUGCUGCUUCGCGGCCCGUUACCGGGUUUGGGGGGGGGGUGCUUUGGGGAAGGCAUAAAGAGCUUUAAGCUCGACGGCCCGCUGACGCCUUUUCUUAAUGUGACAUUUCCUAAUGUGACUGGAUUCAUUGCUAUUAAUAAUAUGCAGCUCAGUUUGUUUUUUCAUUUGUUCACAAGCAAGCUUACUUACGUUUUCAGAUUGCGAUGACAGCCUCGACUUCUGCAUCACACUUAAUGCUGGCUACUGCUCCGACUCUUCUGUUUGCACAAACUGCUCUAAUGGCUGGUCAGGUAUCAACUGCUCCACUGAUGAAAAUGAGUGCACGGAUUUUGGUGGGAGUUGUUUGACUUAUGAUUUGUGUGAAAACACAGCUGGCAGCUAUCGGUGUCUAGGGACAACAACAUCAUCAUCAUCAAGUCAAAGUACCACGACAACUCCACCUACCACAACAACUUCAUCUACCACAACAAGUCCUACUUCUACAACAACAGGAGCGGUAAGAGCACAAUCCUUCCAACUAAACAAUUUUUUCAUUGGAAUAUUAAAACGACUAAUUGUAGUUGAAGUAGAUGGCUCGUUUUUUUCUAUAAUUAGAUAACUUUUUUUUCAAAGUACUGAGCUAGCUUAGGUGAUUGGAGGUAAAACAAAAUUUACUAGACAAAUAUUAUUUUGGCUUUAGAUGUAGAGAUUCCUUGUAUGAAAAUAUAUAUGUUAUUAAAACUAUUAUUCACCAAAAAGCAGGCUAAAUUUUUGAAUAACUGAAAACUGAUUUUUGCUUUCGAGAAAUACUUACAAAUUUCUUAAUUUAAUUUUUUUCUUGAUAAAAAAUGUUUAAGUUCAUUAGAUUGUUUAUCCAUAUAUUGAACAUGAAUACGUAAAAUUAUAUCCAGACUCAUUUCAAUGUACAGGGUGGGCCAAUAAAAGUGAGAACAUCUCAUAGCAUAUGAGUUAUUUCAAAAUAUAAUUUAAUUAAGUAUAAUUCUUCAUGGAAUUUUUUUUUUUUUUUUUUUUUUUUUUUUUUUUUUGCAAAAUAUUCAGCUAUCCAGAAAUCAUGUUCAAUGUGUCAUCCAAGUACUUAAGCUAGUAUGAGUAUAGUUAAACUAAAUUUGAUGUGAUUAAAUCACAUUUACGAGAUGUUCUCACUUUUUUUGGCCCAUCCUGUAUUUAACAUCACUAAAAGAUUCAUAUCUAUUUAGUUAACACUCUAGCUAUUAAUAGUGAACGUAUAAAUGAAAAUAAUAUAUAGGAUUUAGAUUUUAUGACCUGCUAUUGACUCUGCCAUGUAAAUCUGUGAGGUGAAAUCACCAUACAGUCGAGUCUAUAACUUGAGGGACGUUUCCCACAUGAUUUGGUUUUCAUAGAACAUACCCAGAAUAUACUGACAAAAUACUGACAAAAUAUUACUAGAGGCUAAAUAGUAAAAAAUAGUAAUGUGGUGCUGUGAGUUGUCUGCCUUUUCGUAAUGUUAUUGGGGCUCUGAUUCUGAAAAACUCCUUCAGAUUUUCGUAACAAAUCUAGGCUUUUUAAAGAUAUGUUGGAAGUACACAGUUUUAGUCAUCUCUGUGUUAUGAGAUCUUGCGUACAGAAUAUUUUCUACUUACUUUCUAACAUACACUUAUGGUGUAUAACUUGUGAAGAUCGAAGGACGAAAUUGGUUUGUUUCUCUUUUAUAAUUAUGUGCAACACUCACAGAUGGUAAAUGUUUAUUUUCUUAGUCUACAUACAUUUUUAAAAAAAAAUCUUCUAAAGCUUGAUCUUUUGGGGAACAAUGUGUUUAGAAUUCAUAUCCAUAUAUGAAACCUAUUUCUGUGUUGAUUUUAAAGUACAGAUGUGUGUUAUUUGAUGCCAAGUAUGGAGAUCAACAAUCGUCCCUCGUGGACUUCUAAUAUUGUAAACAAAUAGUGCAUGGAUAAGUUUCUUUGGUUGACGAAUAGAAGAGACUUUUCCUGAAAUUUGUAGUUACGAUUUUUAUGGAGAGAACCAAUAACCACUUCCUUGUAGCAGAAAAGUAGAUUUGAAAAUUAAUUUGCCAUCUUGUUUUAUAUAUUAGCAUUACAAAGUAUCCUUAUUUCUUAUGUCUUUUGGGAUAUUAGAGCUGGGAAGCCAGACAUGAUAUAAUUAGGAAAGAUAAGAUUGGCCUCCGAUGGAAAUAUUACGGGCGAAGGAAAAAAUAUGUUAUCAAUCAAGUUUUAGGAACACAAGCAAGAAUCACAGUAAUCAAUCAACAGAAAAUAUUUUAUCUGAAGUGAAACAUAUUACCAUGACCUACACAUGCUGCGGCAGCCAGCUAUCAAGGAACACAAAAAAUCUUAAGCCGAAUUAUCCUGGCGGAUCCUAACCUCCGAACUCUUACAAAGGGAGCUUUUUGGCGGAGACUAACAUGAACAUGUAUAAUAUAAAUCUGUGGCUUAGGCAUAAAAUAAAUAAAUUUACAUGUAUGACUCAUUGUGGCUAGGGUAAGUGCCGACCCCGGGAGGUUGACAAUUUUGCCGUCCCUUUCCACAAAUUUUUUUAGCAGUUUGGCGAAAAUGUCACCCUACCCUAUAAGGACCUACCGCAAGGGACGCACCACCCACCUCCUAACACUCCUUCCUACGCCACUGCACCUUACGUUUAAUUAUCAUUGUUAUAUUUUACUUGAAAUAACCUGUUAAUGGCGGUGACAAUGCGUGAACUUCCCGCCUACUAACGCCACUUGACAAAACAUGCAUUCAAGUAAUGCACCUCACAAGAAUCCCAAUUAGUGCUAACUUCUGGGAAUAUUAUUUUGCAUUCCAAAUGAACACAGCAUUACGGCCAUACAUAGCUAGAGAAUUAUUAUUUGUGAUGCUUAAAAAAAGAGUACUUUCAAAAUCUAAAUAACUGGAGAAAUAGUUCAACAUCAGAGGCACCGAAUUUCGUGUUGGCCGGUGUAAUUAUUGUGGGUUCUUUUUGCUGAAAAUUUCAUUUCAAAUUUUUUUUUUAAAGUGAUGUAAGACUUAUCAAUAUUUGCUAUUGGGUUUGUUUUUUUUUAAUUGGGUCUUACGUUUAUGUAUUUUGAUUUGUUUCGGUAACAUCCAUUUAAAAAUUUUGAAAAACCUUUUUCUUUUUUAAGAUAGUUUUUCUCAAAUCAUUUUAUUACCACUUUAAAAAUACAUUUCAUUACAUAUGGCCUUAGUUUCACCGACAAUAUACUUCUGGCAUUACAGAGUGCGGACUUUUUUAUUUUUAUUUUUUCCAGCAGCCCUCAUUUCGUUCCACUAAGGGCAGCAUGGAGCAUAGUAGAUGGCAAAAAAGAUCACUAAAAUGGGUAACCGACAGCUAUGAUCCCGUCUCUGAAGAUAUAACGACCAAGGGGACAGUUGAUGCUGAAAUAUCCUAUGGCCCUGGUAGGACUGAUAUAUUUGCAUCCCGUGAAGAAUUAACAAUGUCUACAAGUUCUUUGGAUUACUUUGCGAUCGAUGCAUCUCCAACAACUUAUAAUACAGAAACACUUCAAACAUUGGCGUAUAGCAAAGAAUAUGAUAUUCCUUCUGGAUUGGUUGAGACACUUUCAGGUGUGAGCUCGAGGGUUGAAACGUCAAUGGAUAGUACUCCAACAGCUUCAGCUUUAACAUCUAUCGAGCCCAGCUCAGUUUUUGUUAUUGAGCCUAUCUCAGGAGAUGGCUCCUUUGAUGAUCAAUUUCUAGCAUUUAGUGAGCUCGAUAAAGUUCAGCCUGCUACUACCGAUAGCAUGGAUAGCAUGACUAAUGGAAACACAGGGACACUUCAAACAUUGGGAUACAGCAAAGAGUUUGAUAUUGCUUCUGUAUUGGUUGCUGAAAUAUCCGAUGGCCCUGGUAGUACUGAUAUAUUUGCCUCCCGUGAAGAAUUAACAAUGUCUUUAAGUUUUUUGGAUUACUCUGCGAUUGAUGCAUCUCCAAUAACUCAUAACCCAGAAACACUACAAACAUUGGCGUUUAGCAAAGAGUAUGAUAUUCCUUCUGGAUUGGUUGAAACACUUUCAGGGGUGAGAUCGAGUGUUGAAAGAUCAAUGGAAAGCAAUCCAACAACUUUGAGUUCUAUCGAGCCCAACUCAUUUUUUAUUGAACCUAUCUCAGGAAAUGGUUUUUCAUUUUAUGACGCAGCUCCAGCAAUUAGUGAGCCCGAUAUAGUUCAGCCCAUUACUACUGAUAACGCCGAUGCCAUGCCAAUUGAUAUUAACACUGGUGUAACGACUGUAGCCCCUACUUUGAGCAGUGACGCUGAGGUCAUACCUGAACCAACAACAUUACAACCAACUGUCUACACCACAGUACUGUCCUCGUCAUCACCCUUGGAGUUAUCAGUUUACUCAUUCCAUGAUGACGCUUUUACCCCUGUUGCCCUAUCGUCGCAACCGAUAGAAACCAGCAGUUUACUUGAUCUCUCAUAUCCGAUGACUGAUGAAUUAUCCCGUGUAUCGAAAACAUCAAUAUUGUAUAAUACAUUCGAAUCGUCAUUUAGUACAGAUACGACUAUUACAGAAUUGAAGAGUUCUCAAGCAUCGAUGGUAACGAAACAGGAUACCAUGACAACUGCAAUAAGAUUAGAAAGCAUGACCAUUUUAACAGAAAACACUGCAACACCAAAUAACGCAACAGAUACAACACCAUAUUACACAAAACCAAAUUUCAAAACAGGUACAACACCAAAUUAUGCAACACCAAAUUACACAACAGGUACAACACCAAAUUACACUGCACCAAAUUUCACAACAGGUACAACACCAAAUUACACAACACCAAUUUUCAUAACAGGUACAACACAAAAUUACACAACACCAAAUUACACAACACCAAUUUUCAUAACAGGUACAACACAAAAUUACACAACACCAAAUUACACAACACCAAAUUACAUAACAGGUACAACACCAAAUUACACAACAGAUACAACACCAGAUUACACAACAUAUACAACACCAGAUUACACAUUAGAUUCAACACCAGUUGACACAUUAGAUUCAACACCAGUUGACACAACAGAUACAACACCAGAUUACACAACAGAUACAACACCAGAUUACACAACAGGUACAAGACCAAAUCACACAACUUCACACAGAGCCCCAACCACGACAACACCUACAACAACCCCAACUAUAAUACAAACUAUAACACCACCUACAACAUCCCAUACAGCAACACCAGAGCCUACAACAACAACUUCAGCACCAACAACAACACCCACAACAACAACACCCACAACAACAACAACACCCACAACAACAACACCCACAACAACAACACCCACAACAACAACCACAACAACCACAACCACAACAACAACAACAACAACAACAACAACAACAACAACAACAACAACAACAACAACAACAACAACAACAACAACAACAACAACCACCACAACAACAACAACAACAACAACAACAACAACAACAACAACAACAACAACAACAACAACAACAACAACAACAACAACAACAACAACAACAACAACAACAACAACAACAACAACAACAACAACAACAACAACAACAACAACAACAACAACAACAACAACAACAACAACAACAACAACAACAACAACAACAACAACAACAACAACAACAACAACAACAACAACAACAACAACAACAACAACAACAACAACAACAACAACAACAACAACAACAACAACAACAACAACAACAACAACAACAACAACAACAACAACAACAACAACAACAACAACAACAACAACAACAACAACAACAACAACAACAACAACAACAACAACAACAACAACAACAACAACAACAACAACAACAACAACAACAACAACAACAACAACAACAACAACAACAACAACAACAACAACAACAACAACAACAACAACAACAACAACAACAACAACAACAACAACAACAACAACAACAACAACAACAACAACAACAACAACAACAACAACAACAACAACNCAACACCAACCGCACCCACCACAACCGCACCCACCACAACCGCCCCCACACCAACCGCACCCACAACACCCGCACCCACAACACCCGCACCCACAACAACCGCACCCACUACAACAAUCACAACAACAACACCCACAACAACAGCACCUACAACACCACCCCUUUCAUUAACACCUACAACGCCAAUAUCAAGAACAACACGAACUACAACACAAACUGUAACACCAACUACGACACCAGAAAACACAACAGAAUUAACAACACUUCUUAAUGCAACAAGCGCUACUUCAAUUGUCACAAAUAAUGCACUGGAUAAUGCAAGUACAGCUAUUUAUAACACAACAGCAACGUCAUCAUUUUCACUUGAAUCAUCAACCCCAAGUGCAAAUUCCGCUUUGUCAAGUUCCACACCAUCAAGUUCUAUCUCCGCUAUGCCAGAUUCUUCUCUCACCAUUUCUACCACUACCAUAGGUUUCAAUAAAACCACCAAUCCUAUUUCAACAGUGGACCCUACAACGGAAAGUGAGGUUUGUCAAAAUGACUUUAUACAGCAUAUAAAUAUUUGCAUAAUGAUCAAUUUCAGCUAUGCAAGAUUCCCUCACUCUUUAUAUCUAUUUGCUUUGCAUGACCCUUAUUUGUUGUUUUUUUCCUUACCUUUUAAACUGGUAAAUUUAGUUUUGAUUCUAAAAAAUUGAAAACUACCUUUUUUUUAUAUACAUAAAAUUUUUACCAAAAAAAACAACAAUUACACCACAAACUAAAACACCACCUACAAACUACAAUACCACAUUGUACUUUGUCAUGCCUGUCAUAAAAUAUAAAUUACAGGUUCGGAUUUAACUUUUGUAUUUUUGUGUUUAUUUCUUGUGAACAGUAUCUGGAAGUAAAAUUGAAUCCUCCAAGUCCUUUCAGACAUUAUAAAAUUCAUGCUGUGCAUAGAAAACCACCAAUGUCUUUAAAAAAAUGCUUGUCUCAGACUUUAGUCAUUUACUUUAAUCAUCUGCUUGUAAUUUAAUGCAAAGCAUUUUGCUAUCAACUUCAGUGGAAAUCUUGCCAAAAAAAUAAAAAUUCUUGCCAACUAAAAGAUGUUUGAGGUAACCUAUUAUGAUUUUAAUAUGCUUGGCUCUCAGUUUGCUUUGCUUUUUGCUUGAUUAGUGACUACAACUUCUUAACUCAAAUGACAGCCUUUGAUUAGUGACUACUACUUCUUAACUCAAAUGACAGCCUUUGAUUGGUGACUACUACUUCUUACCUCAAAUGACAGCAUUUGAUUGGUGACUACUACUUAUAAACUCAAAUGACAGCCUUUGAUUAUUGACUACUACUUCUUAACUCAAAUGACAGCCUUUGAUUGGUGACUACUACUUCUUAACUCAAAUGACAGCCUUUGAUUGGUGACUACUACUUCUAAACUCAAAUGGCAGCCUUUGAUUAGUGACUACUACUUCUUAACUCAAAUGGCAGCCUUUGAUUAGUGACUACUACUUCUUACCUCAAAUGACAGCAUUUGAUUGGUGACUACUACUUCUUAACUCAAAUGACAGCCUUUGAUUCUUGACUACUACUUCUUAACUCAAAUGACAGCAUUUGAUUUGUCUGAAUAAAUGUGCAACAUCCUUAAAAUAUUAUUACAAGUUUUUUUUUUUUAUUUCAUUCUUUCACAUCUAAUAAAGUUUUUAAAAACCUUGAUGGAUCUUAGUAAUUUAUCAGGUGUUAAACCUUUAAUGACAGACUUAGUCUUUCCUGGUUGCCAUCAAUCUCACAAAACAUUGUAUCUACUAAUUAAAUUGUUCAGUUACUAUUUUAAACCCAAUGAUCUCUAUGUUUCAACUGACAUCUUCAGAGUCGAAUCGCUUUUGUCGCUAAGGCUAUUUCACAUAAGAGCGUAGGGAUAUCAUUUUUUUUUUAUGUCUAAGCAGCCUUGCUAUGUUAUUGCUAACAAGUCUGUACAUAUCCUUACAUAUAUGAAUGGUGAAAGUGAAUCGUCUACUUAAUUGGAAGUUUUAAUAUAAUAAAUAAUGAACUUUUUUUUUUUAAAUCAAGGUGAGAAAACUCUCAUUUUAUCAUCUUUCUAAGAUUCUAAGUGUGCUAUUACUAUUACAACUUUUCAGUCUAUAUUUUUUACCAAUUUAUUUCACAAACAUCUUUUCAAAGGUAAAUAAUGCAUGUUACUUCUGUGAAUUAGCCAUACUUAUCGCGAGCCCACGCUUAAAUAACUCUCUAACAAAAUUGUUAUGAACCAAACUUUAUAUUUUAGAAAAGGUUAGUUAAUAAAAUAGUUUAAAAUAUAUAGGCCUAAUGUAGAUCUAUUAUAAUCCGCAAUAAAAGUUUGUUCUUUAUUCAAUGAAAAAUAUAAAUUUCACUAUAAAAGGCCUGCUUAAAUAGUAGGCCUAUAUUAUUUAGUGUAACGAUAACAAGUAUUUAUAGACUUUAUUUUUUUAAAAAUUACUAAAAUGAUAUGAAUUUUAAGAUACAUCAUUAUCAUUCAAUUAUUGAAAUUUCUCUAUGAUGUUUCUAAUUUAAGCGAUGUAAUUCUUCCAUUAAAAUGUUCCUUCUUUAUUCAACAGCAGCUUAAUUGUACACUCCCACCAGACAAGGAUAUCUAUUCAAAUGAAAUUGUUGGAUACAUCAUUGCAAAGAUUGAGUGUAAGGACCAGGCUGAUUAUUCUCCAUUGAAUUUUUCAGUUCUUUCAGGUUUGUUUACAUGUUUAGGCUGUUUUGUUGUUGUUUUGUUUGUUUUCUUGGUGGCGUUUUUUUUUAUAAAUAAUUUAAUAGCCUUGUAAACACAUUCAAUAAUUUAAGUGCAUAAUUAAUUCAUUUUAUUAAUUUAUUCAGUUAAAAAGAAUGUUUUUUUUAAUUCAAACCAUAGCAACUGGCCACAUGUUACAUGAUAACCUGACUUAGAGAUUUUAAUCUCAAACUUGUACAAUAUAAAAUAGUAUAGGAACCUUAUCUUUUUUUAGUUAUUUUUAAACCACAGCUACACAACUUAGUGGCAAAAAUCCUCUAAGGGCUGACCAAUGAAAGAGCAAGCCUGUAUUUAACGAGAAAAAAUUUAAUGAAAUUUGUGACACAGUAUUUAGUAUUACUCUGUUAUUUUUUUUUAAUAUAUUAAGGACAUGCUCAACGCCAAAGCUAAAACUAUCCUUUUGCUGUAUUACAAGAAACAGAAUUUUUUUUUUUAAUAUUAUGGAAAUUUUAAACUAUAAAGCUAAACUUUUCUGGUAUUACUAGGAAUUAUAAAGAUUUUUUGUUUUUUUAAAUGGAUUUUAAUAAUUGGUUCACAGAGGGAAUCAACCCUAUUUUUUUAAAAACUUGUUAGUCCAUGUCAGAUGACUAUGAAAAGUUAGUCCAUGUCAGGUGACUAUAAAAAGUUAGUCUAUGUCAGUUGACUAUGAAAAGUUAGUCCAUGUCAGUUGACUAUGAAAAGUUAGUCCAUGUCAGUUGACUAUGAAAAGUUAGUCCAUGUCAGUUGACUAUGAAAAGUUAGUCCAUGUUAGUUGACUAUGAAAAGUUAGUCCAUGUCACUUGACUAUAAAAAGUUAGUCCAUGUCGGUUGACUAUGAAAAGUUAAGGAAUUAAAUUCUCCUCACCAUUUUAGUGUAUUUAGGAGCUCAGUUUACUAGUAAUGGUUAUAGGUAUCAUUGGUGUUGGGAGAUUUUUUUGUGUGGAAAUGUGCCAUGACAAUGCGUUUGAAACCUUUUCACCUGAGCACAAAGUAUGCAAAUAUAAUAAUAUUAUAUGUUUGUGGUGAUGAGUAAAUGUGUGUGCCCUGUGCCGCUGUGCCUGUGCAUAUACACUAUAAUGCAUAGUAUGAUUAAAAGCUCUUUCCCUUUCCCAUAACAUCAAAAGGAAAGCUGUCUAAGUCUAAGCUAAUAACAAAUAUUGCACUAGAUUAUUCAUAAAAAAAAGUUUUAAAUAACAAACUUUCAGUUAAAAAACAUAUUCACAAAAAACGAGUUUAACAGUAUCGGCAUUGAAUUACUAAACUUUACCCCGUUCUUUCUCAUUUCCUUUUUUCAUUUCAACAGAGCCACCGCCCAUUAAGGUUAAUAUAGCGGGCGAUGGAACAAUCACACUGGCCAGCGGCAUUCCAGAGACAAUGAGCGAAUUCGACGUCAUUGUUACGGUCAACAGCAUGGCGAAAAAAUAUUCAUUAAAGUGCACUAUCGGUAAGAUUGUUUCUGUUUAGUUUUAACCAAUUAUAAAAAAAAUGGGAUAAUGUGUCUUGUUCUAUUCUGCGUGAAUAAACAAAAUGUUGCGUUCGAAAUGAAAUUGGGCAAAAAUUGUAUUGUGUGAAUGGGAGUCGCUUAGUCACUUCCUUGUUUGGUCACGUGAUGUGAGUAAGCCAUCACUAGGCUGCUACACACAACAAAAGAUACUUCAUCAGUGCUUCCCCAAUGUCAUGUUACUUAAAAAUUUUACCUUUCGAAAUAUUCUGGAAUACAUGCGGUUUUUAAAUGAAAUCCAUAGAUGUGACAAUAAAUAUACGUCAGUUAUGAUUAAAGGAAGAAAGUUAUUUCAAGAAAAAUUUGUGAGCGAUAUUCGAUGGGAACUAUCAAUACUAUUAUCGGCAGGAUGUUGUUGAGCUCCGUGCGUGCUCAUGACGUCAUUUGCGUUUUUAUUCAAUAUUGAUGCAGGAGUCAUUCCCCUUUGUUUUAUUUUAUUGUUAAUUUUCAUUGGACGAAAUGUAGUGUAGUUGUAGUGUGUAACGGGCUACUGUUGUCAAGCGCUAGUGUGUUGUAUACAGCCUACCGGAAAUUUUACUCGUUUUUACUCAUAUCACGUGACAAAAUAAUUGACUAAGCGACUCCCAUUGAGCAUUCAUCUUGUUGCUAACCUUAACACGCACAAAAAUAGUAUGUUGUAUGAAACGUUAAAUGAAGAGAUAAAUAUGUGUUUUUUGGGUAAUUUAUAAAUUUUGUUCAAACUUUCAGGAGUAAUUAAUUAUUUAUUUAUUUUUCUUUAUUAAAUUUAUUUCGACUGUAUCAAAGACAACACAAAGAAAUGGAGGUUAAAUCUAGAGAAAAAAAAACAACUUAAGACAAAAUGUCAAAUGUACAUUUAUAUAAAUGGAAAUAAAACAAGAAGUUAUACAAAGUCCUAAAAAAUAGAAAGUUAAAUGAAAAAAAAUUAAGAAAUAAAUCCAGACAAAAAUGUGAUUUGAACCUCAAAAAUAUAAAUAAAAUACACUUGUGUCAUGCUUAAACAAAAGUUACAAAAUUAAAUUUUAUCAAAUUGAUUCAAAUGUAUUGUUGUUUUUUUCUUAGAUGGAUAACAAUUUUUAUUAUUAUGGAUUAAAGAGAUUUAGCGUGACAAAAAUGUCUUUAAUACCUACAACUAAGUUACAGUGUCAUGCAGAGGUGAAGCUAGGGGGGGCAGGUGGGGACAGAUGUAAGCUAGUGAGGGGCCCCAAAAUUUGCUUUGAUAUUAUAUUAUUGGUAAAAAUAAUGGGUUUGAGAGUUGAAAAAAAAGAAAAGGGGGCGCUUUAAAAUGGAUCUUGUCCCCGGGCUCAAAUCUUGUCCCCGGGCGCCAAACACCCUCGCUACGCCUCUUGUGUCAUGUUCAUUGAUGUUGGUUUGUUUCAACUCUGUCAAACGCCCAAGAACUUUUUCUUUGUAACAUUAUUAGUCAUAACUUCAUUUCAAUCAAUGUCUUACAUCAUGCCCUUAUUUUUCAUCCUACAGUAAGUGUUUGUCCGCAGUCGCAAAUGGAGGGCUUAACAUUUGAAAGAACGAAUGCAAGUGAAUCGGUUUCCAUUCGUUGCCCCUCCGGAUAUAACGGUAACAACAACAAAAAAACGCCUUUAAAAAAAUAUAUUUAAAAAUGUAUUUGUUUUAUUGAGUUUUAAGGUGAUGAGACAGAAUAACUGCAAGAUUUGAAGAACUCACAAGAUUUCAUUCAAUUUAUGGGAUUAAGCCAGUCCGAAAAAUGGAAUCACUUAAAUUGUAUUGCUUAAUAUAAAUCAUAAUGGGAACUACUCCUUCAUUACAUUCCACAAAUUUCUAUAAUUAUAACCCAUUCUUGUACUUACAUGAAAAAUAUUUUAAAUUUUGUAUGUAAAUACCUAUAGUUUUAAUAGCUUUAUCUGGCAUUUCUUUUACAUCCGACACAGGCACUGUUACAAGGCGUUGUGAUGGCAGGAACAAAUGGGGAGAUUUUAACUUGAAUGACUGUGAAAGGCAGGAUCUAAAGAAGGCUGUUUUGCUGGUAAGUAAAACAAUAAAACCACAGUAAAAAUACCCUCUGUAGAUUAAUUAAAGAAAAUAAUUUAUCUUAAAACUACCUACAAUCAUAUAAUCAUACCAUGGGGAGGACUGCGUUCAGGUUGAAGCAAUAUGAAAUAAUAAGGGCUUUUAACCUCUUGAAGGUGUUGUUGGUUUUUUUUAUGCUGAUCUGGGUAUUUUAAGUUUUAGGCAAACUCUGAAUUAAAACCAGGAGCAAGAAUGAUAAAUAAAUUGAUCGUGGGCCCUCAAAUAUAAAGAAAAGAAAACAAAACAGUUUAGGCUUUCUGGUCUUGGGGUUUUAUCCCUUGAAUGAAAUGGGGUGCGUAAUGUUGAUUUUGUUAAGUUAUGGGCCUUCCUGAAGACUAUGAAAAUAUAGUUUUUACUUUAAAGUUUUUCAAUAAAAAAGUAAUUCUGUUGCAUUUUUUUUCAACGCUUUAACCUCAAAUUCUAAUAUUUAUUCUUGUGUCUUUUGUUGCAUAAGGACUUAAUGUACAAAUAAUAGUAUAAUCAUUUUUUAUGAACUGGUUUGGUUAAGAACAUUCGGGGGGGGGGGUCGGUCGGGAAAAGGGGGGGUGGAACAAUGGGUUUUCCUCACCCUGUAAAACCAGCCCUAGUGGCACAUAAGGACUUAAUGUACAAAUAAUAGUAUAAUCAUUUUUUAUGAACUGGUUUGGUUAAGAACAUUCGGGGGGGGGGGUCGGUCCGGAAAAGUGGGGGUGGCACCAUGGGUUUUCCUCACCCUGUAAAACCAGCCCUAGUGGCGCCUCUGCUACGUAAAUUUCCCAACAACAUGUCACUCAUGUGGCAAAAAAAAAUUAGAAGGGAUUUAUUUAGCGGAUGCAUGAAUGGAAAGGAAGGAAGUGGCAAAUUGUUAUAUAGUCUAAGGGUUUGAUAGAGAGAGAAAGAGAGAGGGGAAGUGGGAGUUAGCAGGUAAAAGUAAACAUGACAUUCCUGCGGUGUGGUGUUAAGAUCCCCAUAAGUGUGUAUCAAUGCAGUUUUCCAAAAUCAUCUUGGUAGAAGAAACAACAGAUCACUACUGUGUUUUGUAGGUGUUCACUGAACCUAUCAUAAAGUAGCAGUUCUCUCUCUCCCACAUAGCACUUAAAGUAGUGUUUUAAAACUGUUGUGCAAACAACAUUCUGUCUGAAACAAGAGAACUCAUCUCUUAUUUGAAAAAAUCCCUCAGGUCAUUCAGUGGCUACGGCCACGUGACUUAGUUCCAAAAUAGGAAGGAGUUGUUCAUGUGUGGAUAUGAACAAGAAAAUCAAAUAAAUUCUUAUCGAUUUCUAAACACAAUGAGACAGGGUGAUGAGAAAACCCAAAGAAAAAUAUCUACAACAUUAAAAUUUUGAAAGUGAAAUUUGACAAAUCUAUCCAUGCUUGAAUACUUUGUCUAUUAUAUUUAAAAUUUUUAAAAAUAUCCAGUACCACCUAUACGAAAUUUUAAAUCUAGAGCCUCGUAAGAUUGUGAAUUGAAUUUUAAAUUGAAUGAUAGUCUUUAUUUGUAUCUCUCUUUGUAAAAUUUAGCUUAUUUUUAGAAUGUAUGAAAAUGUGUAUUAGCAUUUUCAAGUGUAUAUUUAAAUAUUUUGCUUCCAUGCUUUUCAGUAUGUCUUCUUGUCUUUGAUGAUUCUGCAUUUAAUUUUUUUUUUAUUAUUAUUCAAAAGAAAUAAUCACUUUUAACUAAUAAGUCGCAAAUUAAUUGUGUUAACAAAAUUAUUGUGUAUCCUUAGGUCGACCGAUUACAGGACAAAACAAUUAGUAGAGAACAAGUAACAGAAUUAGUUGAUCAAGUCAGUCAUGAAAUGAACUCCAGCUUUCAGAACAGCACAACAAUUGUGUCUGGUGAUAUCAAGUUAGUUGUGAACCUAUUCAGUGACAUGAGCAAAGUCAUUAACCAAAAAAAUGCUUCUGUGAGCCCUGAAAUUUUGACGGUAAAUUAAUACUUGUACUGUAAGAAGUUUUGUGCAUUAAUAAUAAAUGUUUGUAAAAUAUAGAGAAUUAACAGGGAGUGGGGGUAUUUAAUUAUUUUUUUUAAAAACUACGGCAUUUAACCAUUGAUUGUUUUUAGUCUUUACAUAAUUUAUUAAUGUGUCUGGAUUCAUUCCAGAAGCUGAAACAAUAAAAAAUAACAAUUGUGUGAAGAAAUUGCUUUGUAAUUCAUUGGCCAAGUUAUUCCUUUUUCAUUCCCAUAUUUUUCUUGUUUAAUCAUCCAUCCGUCCCUGUGGCGCUACAGCCCACAUAGGGCUUUGCCUACCUCACUACAUCCUUCCACUUAGACCUGUGGCGCUACAGCCCACAUAGGACUUUUGCCUACCUCACCACUGUAUAUCUUUUUCCACAUCAUCCAUUCAUCUUGGCUUAGGUCUGCCUUUGAGCCGUUUUUUUGUUGGUGUUCAUUUAGUUAAACAAAUGAGGGUCACAUCAUUUUCAGGUACAGCACUGUCUAAAUCAGCUGCAAUGUACGUUUCUUCCGUUCACUGAUUAAUUUAUUGAAAGUUGUUGAUGACCCCAGACAAAAUGAAACCCACAAAUACUUGAUUGAAAGUAGACAGUGUCACCUUUGAUUUGUGGUACCUUUGUGGAUAAGGACUGCCACUGUUGAGAUUUGAAUGAAAUAGCAUGUUCAUGGAUAUUUAUGGAUUUGUAUAUAUAUAUAUAUAUAUAUAUAUAAUUUUUUUUGUAUCUUUAGCUUACUUUGCCUUAUUUGUCAUAAAAAUCUAUGUUCCAUUUGUUUUUUAAAUAAUAAUAUACAUAAAAAAAUGAUCUCACUAGAUUUCAUUAAAAACUUUCCACAAAUUUAUUUCAGAAUCUUGCCUUUGUUUGUGAUAAAUUGGUCUCAGCUGACUCCAGUGUUUGGUCUCAACUGGACAAAGAUAACCCAGCUGCAGGAAUUUUAGAAUCCAUGGAGACAUUCACACGGGCCAGUCUUAACUCUUGGAAAGAUACUAAACCAAUAGAGAUGAGUAAUAUUGGUAAGGAAAAGGGAAUUCUACUCUUAAGUCUUGUAUCUAGAAAAACAAUGUGUUUUUCAGUGUAUCUACAUUGAUGUAGCUAUAAUAUUAAGUUUAGAACUGCAAUCAUUUUAUCAUUUAUGUGCAGUCACAAUUAACAAAUAAAUGUCUUAUGUAAAUAAAUUAAAUAUUUGGAAUGUCUGGACAUUUAAACAAAAAUUAUCAAGUUCUCUAAAAUGUGAGUGUGAAAUAAUUGUUUCUGUACAUGCCAACCUGUAUGUUAAAAAAGAAUUGUACAAAAACUCCUCCCAAAACUGUACAACAGCAUGAAAAUAUGAGCAGAGAAAAACAAAAUUGAACUAAAAAAAAAAGUAUAAUUUAUAACAUUUUCAUAAUGUAUCUAUGUUUUAAUGCAUAAAUAACAUUAAGUAUCUCUAUCUUCGCUGCAUGCAUAUUUUUAGCUUCUGUACAUAAUUCAUAAAUGUGCAGAUUGCAUUUUUCUAAUGGAAAUAGCAUGUUUUAAGUCCGAUUUUCAUUUCUGUAUCUUUGUAUUUUUACGGUUGUCAAUGGUAAUCUUCCGUUAAUUAUGCUAACUGUUGCUUCCUUACAUCCCCACAAGACAACUACGUUCUCCCAUUGACAGUAGAACCCUCUCAAUCCCAAGAACCAAAACUAAGACUAAGAACGCUCCUUCUGCUUCCAUGGGCCCACGUUCUGGAACCAGCUCCCUUUCCAUAUCCGUCAUUGUGAAACCUCGUCCAAUUUCAAAAAGUCCCUUAAAACUCAUCUGUUUAGGUCCGCCUAUGACCUGUGAUGCACCCUCCUUGCCCUACCUCAUUUUUUAUUUCGGGUUGAUCCUGAAGUGUCAAAGUGUCCUCGUUUUAUAGCCAUUUUCAUUGUCUCUAUAUAUAGUAGUUACUAUCCUAGUGUCUCAUUUUUAUUUUCUUAGUUUACAUGAUUUUAAUAAUUGUAAAGCGCUUAGAGCUUUAUGGUAAGCGCUAUAUAAAAAUGCCUAAAUAAAUAAAUGUGACGUCAGUUUUGACAAAUUUUCCGGGUGCAAUGUUACCAUCAAGAUGUAACCUAAUUUUUCACCAUGCAGUAAUGGAGAUAAAUGUCAUGAGGAUAUAUUAUGAUUUAAAAAGAAAACAAAAAAACUCAAUGUGGAUAUACAAAGACAAAAGCAAUAUAAUGUAAAGUAGUCUACAGCUUUCAAUGAUUUCUGCUAAAAAAAAAUAACGUCCAAAUAACGUGUAAAUAAUAUAUACUUCUAUAAAGCGAAGAAGAUAUCACACGCUUUUGUUUUAGACAGAGUUAACGUUUAAGCCAUGUUGAAGUAAUAAAUAGGAAUAUGACUAGUGCUGGUUAUUGAUGGUAAUGUUUAAAAAUAUGUGAUUAUUAAAUAGAAAUAAAAAAAAAAAACACUUACUAACACUGCAGUUCUUGUAAUGGAUUACACAAAAGGUUUUCUAAUUAUGGUUUUCUAUUAAAAGUAGUUACUACAGCACUAUGCUUUCUUAGUCUGAUUAUAAACGAAUGACAUCAGUGAAACCGUGCUCAGUUUCUACAUUGAGACGGCCAAUGACAUUUAAGCUCCUUGUUGUCCAACGUUGAAUUUAUUGCACCGCCAAUUUUUAACGUGUUUCUCGUGUAAAAAUAUUUGUCUUCUAAAUCCAGUGAAAACCUGUUCAAAAGCUUGUAUGCCCAUACACCUCGGCAAACAUAUUUAUAAAAGCCGUACAAAUUAUGGGUAAACUGUACAGGAUGGCAUGUAUUUCGUGUUCAAACUUGGACCGAUGUUUAUGUCUUUUUAUAAUCAACUUUCUAGUAAUAAGUUGUCUGAGCAGCCCUGGAGAUAUACAAUUUCCACAAAAAGAUUUCAAUGCUGGAAAUUCCAGCUGGGCAUUUUCCAAUGAGAUAUUUCUGGAAAAAAGUGACAUGCCAGGUAUAUUUUUGGUGUUUGUCUUGUUUUUAAACAGUUUUUAUUGAUAUUAAGACUAUCUAGUUUUAAAUAAAAAUAGACAUUUGCUUGCAUUCAUUGGCAGUGCCACAACAUUUAUCUGAAAGCAGGUUCCGUCAAAUAGAUUUAACAUGUUUUAUAUCCUGUCAAAGUCCAGAUAAAAUACAGAGCAUUUAAUUAAGUUAAAAUCCUAAAUACUUCUGCUAUUCUUUAUUUCCCAUAGAAAUAAAAAUGCUUUGAAAUUUUUUUUCAAAUCAAAUCUUAAAUAAGAUCAUUCCUCAAAUAAAUAUGUGUCCGAAAUAUAUAUAUUUUUGAUUUACUUGUGCAGGAAUAGUUAAAAAGAAGCCUAUAAAUAUUAUUUUGUUCUAUUUACAAAAUAUAGCAUCUAAUUCUAUUGAAGAUGUAACUCGAGUAAUCAACAAAUUAAACAUUUAAAUUUAUUUCUUCAAUAAUUUAGGCAAUGUUAAUUUCUCUGUACUUGUAUACAAAAAUCUGGCACAGUAUGUCAAAAUCAAUGCUACUCUUCAAAACAUGUAAGUAAUUGAUAGCAAUUUAAUUAUUUGACUAUAAUUUGAUUAUUUCAUUUUUUGUUUUAAAUUUGUCAAAUUGCUUUGUAAAAUUUUGUAUACAUUUUUUAUAAAGUUGCACCUUCCAUGGAAAUUAAAACAAUAUAAUUGACUCUUUGAUUUGAGUGCUUAAAAUGUAAAAAAAAAAAAAAAAUACAUAUAAAAAAAUGUAAUAUAAAAAACACUUAGAGUAGGCCUAUUAGUCAUUAGUCUUAGUAAUCAUUAGCUAGCCUACAUUUCAAAAUAUAAAUUAUUUUGAUUCAUUUGCAUAAUAUAUUACUAAAAUAAUAUUAUUAUACAGAAAUUGCAAUUAACAGAUACAAAGCUUAGAUAAUAGAUUCAAAAAAUUUUUGUUUUAAAUUUUUAAAAUUUCUUUGUAAAAUUUUGUAUAAAUUUUUUAUAAAGUUGCACCUUCCAAGGAAAAUAAAAAAAUAUAAUUGACUCUUUGAUUUGAGUGCUUAAAAUGUAAAAAAAAAAAAAAAUACAUAUAAAAAAAUGUAAUAUAAAAAACACUUAGAGUAGGCCUAUUAGUCAUUAGUCUUAGUAAUCAUUAGCUAGCCUACAUUUCAAAAUAUAAAUUAUUGUGAUUCAUUUGCAUAAUAUAUUACUAAAGUAAUAUUAUUAUGCAGAAAUUGCAAUUAACAGAUACAAAGCUUAGAUAAUAGAUUCGAAAACUAAUGUAUCUCAUGUGCAAAAAUUGCAAAGAUUUUAAAAUGUAUUAUCUAGAACUGUUUUUAAAUUAAACUUUUGAAUCACCUAUUAAAUUUAAAUGGCUAAAAAUUCUGCAUUUUUACCAUAGUAACGAAGGCUACAUUUCAGUUAUAGGUGUUCAGUUGUUUUUAUUAUUUCCACAGAUAUGAAGAGGAUAAGGCCCUUCUCAACAAAUCAAUGAACUCUCAAAUUGUGUCAUUUUCCAUGGAAAAUAAAGACAUCAAGAAACCUGUUCAACUCACUUUCAAAUUGACACUGGUAAAGUUUUCUCAUUUAUUAACUACUUUACUAUAACAAACAUCAUAAGAACAAUUUUCAAUCUAAAACUUAAUGCUUAGACAAUUUUCAAUGAUCUUUUUUUUCACAUCAUUAUUUACAUAGGAGAGAACACAAUUUUUACUUAGCUUUGAGCCAUAAAUGACAUCAUUCAUUUGUGAUGUGUAACAAUGGUGCAUUAUUUUUGUUAAAAUAUAUCAAGAUUUGAGCGGGGGGGGGGGUGAGUUUGAGUAUAAAAAUAGGCCAAAAUAGAGUGACUCCUAGUGAAGUUAUUUAUAAAUUACUCCUAAUCAAAAAGUUUAGCAUUCUAAAUUAAUUUUCAUGAAAGGCUUUUAAACAUUCAAUAGCAUUGUUUCUUUCUUAGCUACAAAGUUAGAGCCCAUGCAGCAGAGUACUAAAUAAUAUAAAAUAAUUAUAUAAUAAUAAAAUAAUUUAGUAUCCAAAAAUGACUCAUUUCUUUCCAUUUUAUAUUGAUAUGUUUUGUCAAAGUCCAAACAUAAGUGUAAUCCAUCUCUAUCAUCUAAAUUUUUAAAUGAAGUUGAUCAAUAAAAGAAAACGUGUCUCUCUAUUAUCAUGAUUAUCCUUACAUUAAUUUCACCAGGAUAACUACUCCAACCCAAGUUGUGGUUUUCUGAAAACAGAUUUAAGGUAUUGAUUUCACUAAAGCAUUUUAUUAAACUUUGUAUUUGAAAAGUCUCAGUUACUGUAUUCAUAUGUAAAAAAAAAAAACAAGUGGCAUAUAUUGUUUCAAGCUGCCACGGUUAUAUCACAUGUUCUUGUUUUGUGUUUUUUUUCAUCUUGACUCAAUAUUGUUAUGUAUUUCAUCCUAGCGAAAGCGAUGACAAUGUCUGGUCUACUAAAGGCUGCAGAUUUUUAAGGUCCAACAAAACUCAUGUUGUGUGCAGCUGUAAUCACACGACAAACUUUGCUGUUUUGAUGAGUGCUUUUGCAUCGGUAAGGUUAUGUAUAAAAUAUUUUUGUUGUUUAAUUAAACUGUGUGGGGAAAACGCAACAUGUGGCUUUAGUUUCAAAAAAUAUAUUUUGGUGCACGUUUAGUAGUGGAUUUAUCACCCUGUCUCACUGUUCCAAAUAUGAAUGUCAUCCAUUUUCUUAAUGAAACUCUUAAUUGUGAAAUAUUUUUAACACUGUUUAUGACGUAAUACUUUCUAAAUUUAAACAAUGUAGCUAUAAUUCAUUUAUGCCAAUCUUUUUUAGAGCACCUAUGAAAUAAUACACAUAUUCCAGAAGUAUCAUGUCCUUAUGAAUUAAUACAUUUAUUAAGCCUCUAGUAUUUUAUAAAUGGAAAUCUGAUGACAGUUUAUUUAUUAAGUGUAACAAAAAAGAAUUCAUGGCUUAUAGACUUUUUUCUUUCUUUACACAGCCUGAUGACAGCCUUGCACUGAGCAUUAUUUCUGCUGUUGGAUGUGCCAUAUCUCUCUUCUGUCUGGUUAUGACUAUCAUAGUUUAUAGUGUCGUUUGGAAGUGAGUUUGUCUCUCUUCUUCUCUGCAGAAAUUAUAAUUUAUGGAUGAAAUAAAAUUUGAAAUCUGUUAAAGCCCAAAUUUUAUUGAUAUUCAAAAUAAAAAUAAUAAUUUCUCAUAAGAAUAUCUAUUUAAAAGUGGUUUUUAAUUGAAAUGUUGCUUUACAAAAACUAAUUUCAAUGGGUACAUUUUUGUUUGUAAUUCUUAGAUAUGUCAAAAAUGACCGUUCUGUUCUCCAUGUCAAUUUGAGUGUGUGCCUUAUCAUUGGAUAUGUUGUCUUCCUGGCUGGAGUAAAUAGAACAGAUAAUGAAGUAAGUUUGCCUUUUGCUCCAUUGAUGCAAUUACCAAAACAUAAAAUGAAAUAAAGUACCUGAAGGAGAAUAAAUGGCAGAGUUACAUUAGAUUUUUUUUUUAUUAUUUAUUUUAAUCACGAAGGCUUUUUAAUUUUCAUUACUUAUUGGUUUCAUUAUAAAGAAAAAGUGUGUUUCUUUUUAGCAUGGCAAACUAGAUUUGUUCAUAUCUUCUUAUUGAUAAUUGCAUGAUUUAUAUUUUGUGAAUUACAUUUAGAUUGGGUGCAAGGUUGUGGCAGCGCUUCUUCACUUUUUUUUCCUGGUUGUUUUUUUCACCAUGUUGGCAGAAGGCAUUGAAAUCUUAAAAUCUGUCUCAUUUGUCUUCACAUCAAAAUCAAUCUUGCGUUAUUUACUUCUUGUAGCAUAUGGUGAGUAAUACUAUAUAAUGUUAAAAUUUAAAGUAAUUUAAAUACUCCAACGGGUGAUAUUAAUUUUAAUGAUGUAUGGGAAUUUUGAAAUUUAUAAAACUAGGUUGAAUGAGCUUCUGUCACAUUAGAACUAAUUCUCCACAUUGCUAACUUGUACAAAAUUUAUAAGCCUAAUGAAAUCUUUUUAUAUAAAAUAAUUUCCUUUUUCAAUAAUAUAAUUAUGAAUUUGAGCUACCCUCUUAAUGUAUUUUAAAAUUUGUCAAAAACUAACUGAAGUAAAGUAUGGGAUUUUUGUUUAAAUUACCGGUACUGUAACUAUAUCCCAUGGCUCACACAGGUGCACCUUUAAUCAUUGUGGCUGUCUCCCUUGGAGUUAAGCAAACAGAAGGCUAUGGGACAAAAGAUUUGUAAGUCACAUUUUAACAAGGCAUUCAAGUAGUGAUUUCUCAGCUUAAUUAUCCUUCUUUACCAGCUCAACUCAGUAAUUAAAGGCCUGUAUUCAUUUGUUCAAUAGGAGCCUGUCUACAUAUUACCUUAUAUUAAAAAAAAUUAUUAUUUUUGUUUUCAGUUGUUGGUUGUCAGUAGACGAUGGUCUCAUUUGGGCUUUUGUUGGACCUGUUUUGUUUGUAUUUCUAGUAAGUUCAAGUGAUAGUCUUUACUAAAAGCUGUGUAUCAACAACUCCUACUGCCAUGGCACACAAAGUUAUCUACCCAAAUUUGGUUUUAAUAUUAAAUUUAAAUCUAAGUCUGUAAAUUGCUAGCAUUUUUUCAACUAAGAAGUAAGAAGGGUUCUGGCACAGAGCCGAGUUAUUUAAAACUUUAUUUAAAUUGUAAAAGUAAUUGAUAGUCUUUAAACUAAUUUUAAAUGUUAAACAUACUAUAAAAUAAACCCUUUGUAAUUUUUAAAAAUGUUAGAUUAGUUUAAAGAUUAUCAAUUACUUUUACAUUUUAAAUAAAAGAUUCUAGUACUAAUCAAACAAUGAAAAUUCCUAUAUUAAAUCAAUACUAUACAAACUUAAUUUUCAUAUUAAGUUUGUCCCUUGUUGAAAUUACACAAUGAUUACAAAAGAUAACUGUACUAUAGUCAACAUCUUGAUGAGUGGCUGUGAUAUCUGUAGUUUAUAUAACUCAGUUUCUUCAUCUAUCUCAGGUCAACUUUAUCAUUCUGAUCAUUGUUUUGAAGACAAUGCAGACAUCACAAAUAAUGAGAGACAAAUCUGCAAAAGAUAGAAUAAAGUAAGACACUUAUAUAAACAUUUAUUUAUUUUUGAAAAAUUCACAGAACAUAUUCAUCCACCAACACUAAUAACUUUUUAAUGUCUCAAUGUUACAAUUUUUAAUUUGUUAAUUUCCUUUUUUUAAUUCAUUUGUGUUGCUGUAUCUCAAUUUAAGUAUAGUCUAAUAAAAAUAACAGUGGACUUAAGUUCCCAUUCAAGAAUAAUAUAAAAAUACAAAUUUUAAAAAUGUCAAAAAUAUUUUAUUUUUGAAAACGAGUUAAAAAAAAGUUUUAUCUGAAAUUUUUAUAAUUAUUUUUUUUUAAAGGUCAGUAGUCAGAUCAAUCAGUAUAUUAUCACCUAUUCUGGGACUAGCUUGGAUUUUUGGUGUGCUGUCUGUUAAUGAAGAUACUGUUGUUUUUCAAUAUUUGUUUGCAAUCUUCAACUCUCUCCAGGUAUUUUAUUUCUCAAUUGUACCUCUAAAAAAAUGCCAUGCAUUGAAAUCUAUUAUUAUUUGCUAUAUGAAACAGUGGCUUAAAAUAAAUGAGAUGUCAAUUUAUUCUUUUGUUUAUUCUUUAGUGACAUAAUUAAACAUAUUAUAAAAGAUAUUCUAAUCUAUUGUUUUUUUUUAAUUUCACAUUUCUUUCUUUAUCUAGGGCCUCUUUGUUUUUAUAUUCCAAUGUCUACUGCAGCACCAGGUAAGGAAUUUUCUAUUAAUUUAUAUAAUUUUUUGUUUUUUUGUUAAUACUUUCAUACUGACCAUGAAAGAAAUUCUCAGAGUUUAUAUGAAACAUAAAUAUUUAUUCACAAAAUAAAGGCAGGGGUCUUUUGGGGUCCUUAACAUGGUAAAUUUGGGUUUUCACUUUUUUUAAUAAUCAAAUAUUAUAUUAACUAUGUUAUUAGAGAAGAUCACAAUGACUAUAUUUUACAUUUCAAGUAAGAUUGUAAAAAUUAUUUAUCACUAUAAUUUUAAUCUGUUUCCAGGUGAAGGACGGUUUUAAGGCAAUGAGACGGAAGCAUUAUGCCAAGUCUAUGGAUUCUGGACAAAGGGUUGUUUCAGGUUCAAGUCAAGUGAGUUUAUAAAUGAUUAUUAGUGGUUGUAAUUGAAAUGUUAAACUGAUUCUUAGUGGCUGAACUUCCAAUUACUAAACUGUUUUUAGCACUUAUAAUUACAUUGUCAAAGAUUUUCCAUUUUUUAAUUCCAUCACUGAAGCAAUAUUUCAAAAUUUAAAUGGCCAUUAUAAAUUUAUUUUUAAAUUAAAUCUUAAGUUAUGUUUUUAAAUAUCUAAUACUAUAUAAAAUAUUAUCAUAAUGCUUUUUUCUAUUUUAGAGUAAAGGUGUUUCAUACUCAUAUUCACAAUCUGCAUCUCAAAGCAAAAAUGGUGUGUAGAGUUGCUCUUGCCUGCCACUGCCUUUUUUAUGUUGUUGAACCAUUAUAUUUCUAAAUAGGAUGUCAAUUUCUUUUAUGAAUAAAUCAUCAAAAUUUGGUAAAAAUAUUCUGAUUGAACUUAAAUUUUAUGUAAAAAUUUUAUCAGCUUCAGAACUAAAUAAAAACAUUUUUUUUACGUCCAAAAAAAAAAAUAAAUAUAGUAAAAAAAUAAAAACCAUCAUAUUUAUGAUUUAAAACAUAUAUUUUCUUACAAGUUUUUAAUAACUAUUACAAUUAAAAAAUACAAUAUGUUGUUUAAAAGAAUUAUAUGCUCACAUUUUUCAUUAUUUUUAUAAAUACUGUAAGACAAAUAAAUAACCUUUAUACACAGUUGUUAAAAUGUAAUAAAAAUAUGUUCAUUGAUCAGUGUCCUAUAAUUCCAUUUAGUUACACAAAGCACAUAUGCUCAGACCUCACCCAUCAAAGAGCAGCAAUUCACUUUCCACCAGUACAACAAUCCUGCAUUUCAAGACAAUACUGAUGGGAAGAAGUCGGUCAAAAGUAACAAAAGUUACACUGAUAACAUUAGCCAUAAUAAUUACGAAGAAGAUGACAGAAUUGUCCCAGUGAGCAAUGACAGGGAGGAUGUUUACUUUUACAUGGGGAGGACUCUGUAUCGAGAUUCUAGAAAAGAGGUGGCGGGUGAGAGUAACAUGGACAGUUUUUCCUUUCCUUCUCCAAAGCUUUUGGACAGAGGUAAUUCACAAGAGCCGAUAAUAUAUGGCAGGCCAGGCAUCCCUGAUGAAGCAGAGGUAAAUUUUAAUGCUUUUUUUUUUUUUUUCAUUUUUUCCUGAACUUACUGCUACUUUAUUUCACUUUUUUUUGAUGGAAGCAGUUUUUUGUCUUUUAGGACAGGUGAAUUUAUUUUAAGGGUGUUGAAAUUCAUAUUUUGGGUAUUGUUGAAUUUGUAUAAUUCACAAGAGCCGAUAAUAUAUGGCAGGCCAGGCAUCCCUGAUGAAGCAGAGGUAAAUUUUAAUGCUUUUUUUUUUUUUUUUUCAUUUUUUCCUGAACUUACUGCUACUUUAUUUCACUUUAUGUUGAUGGAAGCAGUUUUUGGUCUUGUAGGACAGGUGAAUUUACUUUAAGGGAGUUGAAAUUCACAUUUUGGGUAUUGUUGAAGUUGUCAAAAGUCAUCAUCAAUAUCAUUAAUCAACAUUACUAGACUCAUGAAUUUUUAAAGAUAUUUUUAUGAGACUCUCUUCAGCACUCAUCUCAGUGUUCAGUAAACUCAGCCAAGGAACUCCAUGUUCAUUAAAUUUAUAUCUGACUCUUAGUAGAUCCUUAUAAAAUUUAAUUUUAAAAAUCAAAUGGAAAAUGCAAAUGAAAAUGACUUAAUUGUUAACAGACUCCAGGGGUAACUAUUUACAGAUGUAUCAUUAAUUUUUUUUUUUUUAAAGGAUGAGCACUCUGAGCAAAAAAGUUUGGGUUUAAAUAUCAUAGACAAAUGGAGGGCUGUCUCCAGGCGACGAAGUAGUGGACGAGAUGAAAACCCAGAAGUGAGUUUUUAUCAGUUUUGACUUGAUUUGUUCAUCUUUGAAACAACAGUUGUACAUUGUUUUUGCCAUUUUGAUUUGUUCAUCUUUGAAACAACAGUUGUACAUUGUUUUUGCCAUACCAUUUGUUUUUAUUAAUUGACAGAUUGAAAAAGAGAGACUAAGGCAUGUGUAUGGCGAUGUUGGAACAAUAAACUCUCGGGAGUAUAGAGAUGUAAGUACUGAUCAUGUCAUUAUUAAUUCAAUGUCUUACCAAGAGUAUAUACAAAUAUUCCUAUUAACAUUUAGUUUUUUUUUCUUUCCAACAUUUCCUUUUCUCAUAGGCCUACUUAUAGUUUAGUUUACUUUCAUCAAAUUAUAUACAUUUGUUGCAUGAAAACUACACUUAAUAAUGGAAUUUUUAGGGGAUAACUUAAUUAUUUUACAGAAUAUGAUACACAUAGUUUUAUAAUUAAACUUAGAUUGAUUUGCUUGCUCCUAAAACUAAGUUUUCAUUUGAAUAAGUCCUCAAAAUUUUCAGUAAUGUGUGCCAUCAUUGUACCUGUUUUCCAUAACAAAAUAUAAAACUUUAAACUUUUAUAAGUUUGAGUGUUAUUUAUUAUUUUUAUACACAGGAUGGACAUCCCAGUCAAAUAAGAGCUAGAGAGCACUGGAGGAAAGUGCAGGACUUUGCAAAAUCUCCAGUGCAAAAUUAUCCAGCCGAAACUUUGCAGACAAGGAAUGAGAAUCUCCCCUCUUCGCCAUUCCAUGGCCCGGUGAAUGGCUAUCGGCAAGCUGGGAAUGUCAAGUCACGUCCCAACUUGACACCUCUCAUCAUACCCAGGCCAAGCAGGAUCAGCAAGCCAGCAGCACAAAACUAUCAUUCCAAAAUUUAAACCAUUGCCAACCCAGUUGUUAACUUUCAUCACAAGUCUGUUGAACAAUUGACAAAGUCAUUCCAUUUUGAGGUGGCACUGACAGCAACAAAGAAAAUACAAGUAGCAUGUGAAUAAAAAGAGUAAACUCAGUGUGUUUUAAUUGGUCAGCCCACUCUUCUGGGGCAUUUCAGUAUUAAUGGCAUCAGGCAUCCUCCAGCAAGGGUUGUUUAAGCUCUGAGAUUUUUUAAUGCUGGCACUUAAUCUGUGAAUGCAUCAAUUUUAUCGUGUAAACAUAAUAUUUCCUUAAAGUAAGGAAACUGAAAUGUCUUGUAAAGUGACAAAGUCAAUCUUUGCUGAUUGGCUAAUACUUUUAUGUAAAUAUUUUUAUGAAAAUUUUAUAUUUUGUAAAUUCACCAUGUGCCAUAUCGUUUCAGUGGUAAAUUCUGAUUUGGAUAAAUGAGAAAACAACGUUCUAAAUUAUUUAUUAUUUUUCCUGACUUUUUUGUUGUCUUGGUAAAUUUUAUUUUCCUUGAGAUCAACUAAUGUUGACUGUGCAGUACACAAAGCACAUAAUGUAAGCUGCUUCAAAACAUUAACAGACAAGUAAUGGCUGUUCAUUAAAUUAUUGUUCAUCUUCUGGGAACAUAAUUUUUUAAGCAUUUAAUUUACUAUUUUUUUAAAUUCAGUAAAUCAAAAUGCUUUUGCUUUUUAUUUGUCUAUCAAACAGGUGUGAACCAUUUUUUAUUACAUUUAUGGCCAUUUCACAUUUAGUUAAAAUUGUCUCCUGUAAAUAAAGUAAGCGGGUUUCAAGGUCUAAGUUUGUUAUUUUAGCCCAUGUUCUAACAACAGAACAAAAAUUUAGAGUAGGCCUAAGGGGUUUGUUUUGACAGAAUCAACUAUAUUCAGUUUUAGGACCACUCAAGUACUUAAGUAACAAAACUGGCUGAAAAGGAGAAAAUAAUCUCUUUAAAUUGAUUCCUAAGAAUGAUAUGAAUCAAAUAAAAUUUGACAUUAAAUUGCAUGAUUGCUAUACUGGAACAUACUAUUGCGUUUAUCUCAGUAUUUAAAGAUCAAAGCAGGGUACAUAUAUUUUUCAGCAGUUUUAAAUUAUGUAAGUUAAUGUUGAAGUGAGCUCCAACAAAAGGCUGAUAACAUCUUAUCCUUACAAGAUAAGAUAUUAAUAAAAUUGAAAAUGGA
Messenger RNA from Lymnaea stagnalis (great pond snail), 51088 nucleotides. The record is from the annotation of a GenBank genome assembly. NCBI's taxonomy places the organism in Eukaryota, Metazoa, Mollusca, Gastropoda, Lymnaeidae.